Molecule: messenger RNA, 83092 nt
Organism: Xyrichtys novacula (pearly razorfish)
Lineage: Eukaryota; Metazoa; Chordata; Actinopteri; Labriformes; Labridae
Source: the annotation of a GenBank genome assembly
GGGAUCGAUCAGUCCGAAAGGGGAGGAGGGGGGAGUAAGAAAGUGCCUGACUGCAUCUCCAUCCCAGCAGAUCCCUCCUCUCUCUCUCUCUCUCUCUCUCUCUCUCUCUCUCUCUCUGCCUUACCGGGGGGAACCUGGACAGACGAACCGACCACCGGACCGACCGAGCGCGUUCCGGAGGUUCGUGGCUCUGACACCGGCUAAUUGUCUUGGAUGACAGCGGGGAGGAAGCUGCGUAUUUGCGAGGAAGACACCGGGACCGGAGACGGGGACGGGAACGCUGACCGAAGCCCGAGACGGUGCGCAGCAACGCGGAGGGAAACACACCAACUUCGCGCGGUUGUUGUGUCCUGCGGGGAGCCUUGUGGGGGGGCUGCCUGCUGUCAUUAGAAAGGUAGGAUGACGCCAAACCAGGUGUGUUUCGAGCAGGUAUAUGUAGACGUGAACGUGUGUGGAUGUGGGUCCGGGACCACCGGUGCAUGUGCGCACUGCGUGUCCGUCUGCAGUGUGUCACCGUGUUUAUGUUGAGCUGCUCCGGCUGAACGGUUGCCAUAACACACUGUAAAGAUACUGAUGGCGCGUGAGGCGGCGCGUGGAUGGCCUGCUUGUAUGAUUUUUUUUAGGAGUUUCGUCUGCAUAUUAUGGCGCAUUCACGUGUUUACCGUGCACGUGGUGCGUUUAUUAACAACAGUUGUAAAGACAAGUUGCAUUCAGAAGACGAGUUGCAUGAGAAUGCGGAUGUCUGCUGGUCAUCUUCAGACGCGUGCACUGAUUGGAGGUCUCCUAAUGGGGUUGUUAUGAUAAAUGCGUCCACGUGCGUGUGUCUGCAGGUGGUGGAGGUGGCUGUGUUUGUGGGCAUACCUCCAGCACUUUCCCACGGUGUUUUCACUGAUGCUGAAGGAGUGCAGAUGUGCAAAAUCCCGGACAAACAUGCCAGUGAUGAAAAUAUCUGCUGCUGCCGCAAAGAUGACAUGUUACAGUGAGGAUUACUGUUUUACAAAUGUCAGAAUUAUCCUUAUAUAUUACUGAAUGAAUCUCCAGGUGCUUUUAAAGUGUUAGAAAUACAUCAGAUUAUUAUUUUAGCUACUUAUUUUACAACUCGAUCCUUUCAGCUGAAGGUUUAUGGGGCAAAAAUGAUGUAAAAUAAAUGUGACAGUAGAUUCAGAACCAUCAAAGUCAAACGGAACUUGAUCCCAACAGUACUUUGCUCUAAAAACCACAUAAAUCUACAGUGACCAAGCCUUUUCUCACCUGAACAUCAUUCUCUCAAGUCUUGUCUAUCAGGAGAAGAAAUAUUGGGAUUGGAACAAACACACAACAGAAACUAUUGACAUAUUUACACUCAUUCUUCAGGUGUUUUUGACUAUUUACAGUUGUUUCUGCCACUCCUUGAAGCAGUUCCUGUCUGGGAUGAGACAGAGGACCACAUCAUACUGCUCACAAUCUCUUCUUUACUUGUUUCCAAACAUUGAGGACCAUUAUUUCUGAUUUUGCAGACAAGCAGGGAACUUUCUUGUCUCUUAUUGGACACUACCGUCAAGGGGACAAUAGAAGAAGAAAAUGAAACCAUGUCAUUGGUUGAAAGUUUGGCUUGUCAAACCCGGAAGACAUUAGCGGCAUUUAGCGAUUGCAAUCUUAUUUUUCACUGGUAUAUCACGGCGGAUUUACCACCAAACGUCUCUGAUCAAACACCUGUUUUUGUGGCUGGAUUGUAAACCUUGUUGCAGGUGUAGAAAUGUCUGGAAACCCUCGAUAGAUCGCCAAAAGGGUAAACUUUUGAACACUUUUUAUUCUGUAGAGAUACUCGGAAUAGUUCCUGAGAAACUGUGAACUAUAUUAAUGGUGUCACGUGGGAUCGCCGGCGAUCCAGUGGAAUUCUGAGUGUUAAAGAGGAAACGACACGUUAACCACUUUCACUUUCUUACAUUAGCUGUAGAAAUGUUUUCUUUUCCCUCAAAUUUGAAUCAAAAUUUUAUUUUUCCCUUCAUACUGACCCUGUAGUUCCUGCUAUUGGAUGUCCAGAAAGUCUGCAUAGCAACCAAAAUGUACAAAAAAAAGGAGGUGAAGUAAAAGCCUGAAGAAAGUCAGCGGGGGCGAAGUGUCAAACAGCAGCUUCUGGUCUUGAGCAUGAGUGCUAAAACCUGUUGGUUCUUGAGAAUCCACUUGAGACUGAUUCCAAAAGCCCUGAAAGCCCCGUACUGUACACACCCCUGCUAAAGCCCAUCUUUACUGUCAGAGUAACACGGGAUUUCCACCGCAUCUGGAACGGAGGCGAUUUUCGCUGUACGCCAAUUCCUAAUGGAUCCGUUUAUGAGGCGAAUGAUCGUGGCGGAUUACAGACAGCAGGAAUCGAGAAAAAAUAGAACUCUUGCGAUCAGCUGAGGAGUCCGGCGAUCCGCAGAGGAACGGAAAGAAGUCGGUGUAAAUUGACACAUUAAGUUGAAUGGCUAUGAUCGGCGGAUACGAUCUUUUCGUAGACGUUCAGGAUGCGGUUGAAAUUGGGCGUUAGGAUGUUUACAGCCUGGUGCAUCACAUGAUCUCAGUCUGUUAACUUUCUCACUCAUUAUAAGUAAAUUAGAUUGAGCGUUUCAAAUAUGGCGACCGCUUCAAACCACCAGGUAACAUCACUGGGACUACAUCCAUGUCUGGUAUCAUUUAGUCUACAGGGGGCGCCAAAGUCGACACAGAGAGUUCCUUAAGUAAACCAUUUUUGUGAAGGCAGGAGAGAGGGAGAGAAAUUUCUCAUGUAACAGUCAACUAAUCCCACAGAAACACCAGAAACCGGAGCGGGUCAUGUGCCCCAAAUGCCGUGCCAAAGACCCCAACAAGAGUGUGGUGAACUUUGUAGGUACAAAAGGUGGAAGUUCAGCCCACGGGUGGGGACCCUAACUCCUUUGUUGUCAUGGAUCAUGAGGCAGACCUCCUGACACAUGCAGAGAAGAAGAAAUCUGUGCGGCUGAGAGGUAUGUGCAGCUGAGGAAAGCAGAGAGGCCAGCGGAGCUAUCAUUCCCUCACUCAACUAUGUGUGUAGUCUGUGAACAGGCUGAUGCACUGAUGUGUAGUCUAGCAUCUCUGAGGUUUGUGCACCUUAUACAGCUGACCUUUAGCAGGAAAGGGAACCUGAGAGCAGUUUUCUCUUCUGCUGAAUCUGAUGUCUCUUUGCAGUGAGUAAAGGCUUGUGUUGUACUGCAGGAUGCUAAUCUGUGCAGCAUCAUCAUCAUCGAACAACGACCGACGUAAAAGCUGCACAUAUUCCAACCAGGAUGAUAACUAGAGGACAAUCAGAAACCGGGGCGUGUCUCCUUAUGUCGCUGAGACCACUUGAACAGCUGUGUAUGAAAUGAACGAUUGAAAAUAAACAAAGACUAAAUCUUCCGGCGCGGUUUACAUGAACUGUUUGAUUGUACAAACUGUUUGUAUAACCAGUUUCCAGCUGAUGGCGAGCGUCCAGCGCAAUGCCUUUCCUUCAGCGUUACAGAAACAGCGUUUUGCAAAGUGGAUCUGCUUCCUGUGGAGGUCUAGAUGAGAGUCUAUGUAGCUUCACUCUCCUGGCGUACUCACCAACUCCGCUCCAUCACAAAGACUGAUCCACACAUGGACUCCACCAGACCUCUGAAGAUGUGCCGAGGUUUCUACACCACCAAGAUGUUCGCAGCUGUCCUUCAAGAUCUGAAAAUGAAGGGGACGGACUCCAUGGAUCAGGCUUGGUUGUUGAGAUCAUCCACAGAUGCUCAGUUGGAUUGGAGUCCAGAGUCAGGACAUCUUCUUACGUGGCUCCAUGGUCCAUUAUAGACUGUUUGGACACGAGUUUCGACCUUUCCAUUCUCCGAUUCUCACCACGAUCUCAAAACUCUGAUUUACUGGUGGAGGAAACUUUGUUCGGACAUGCGCAUGUCCAACCUGAAGUCAGAGUUGAAACAUUGUGGUUCCCAAUAGGGCCGAAGAUUCACUGAUACUGAAAUUUACAACAAUCACCAACGUCAUUUUGCCCAUAUCCGUCUCAUGUCCCUUUAAGACGCUGUCCUACGUCAGAGAUGCAGCUUGUGGAGUAGUUAUCGUUUAUCGUUAUCGAGGUGAACUGAUCGAUAUAACGUGAUACUGAUUUGAGGACAUAUCGCCCAGCUCUAGUUCCCUGAACUAUGAGCUGCUGGAUCAUCACAUUUUUGAGACUUUGAGUAAAACAAACCGAAUUCCUCCAGAGCUGACACUUCCUCUGUCUCCAUAGCAGUUGGGACGAGCAUGAAUCAGAGGAGAUAAAUCCAUUCAUUAGAAUAACACAAAUACCAAACGAGGCUGGAAACAGUAACGAAAUGCCACAAUGAAUCACACUUCUGCUCGACUAAUUAUGUCGUACUCUUGCCUCCUCUGGCUCCGUGUCACUUCCCGGUCUUCAGACUCUCAAGGAAUGUUGCAUAAAACCGUCGACACGCCGGUGAAGUUCUCAUCAGCGCGUCUUCGUCUUGUCUUAUGUGGCACACGGGCCCACACAGAAGGGGCGCCGCGGCCUUACAUGGGCACGCACUUCAGACUCAGAGUUUAUCUGAUCGUUCAUCAAAGCUCAGACGGUACAUGCACCGCAGCCGCAGCUGCAGCAGAUACAAACCCUGAAAGAGUGGUGGAUGUGAAAAGGGAAAGAGGAACGGAAAAAGAGAAGAGAGGGGAAGAUGAUGAAGAAGGAAGAGAGAGAUAUUAGAGUAUAUAUAACCCAUGUGUAUUCAGCCUGGCAGUAGCCCUGGGGAAAUUCAGCAGCGCAGCAGAGUUACUUUGCUGUUUUGAUUUGAUGAAUAUUCAUCAUCAGGCGGAGAGAGGGGGGAGUCUAGUGCUGCAGAAGAAGGAUAAUAUGCCUUAUAUAACUGUUAUCAGAGUGUGGACCGCCUCUUUUCAGUGGGUCUGAUUCCAUUUUUGCUUAGCAAGACCCCCAGAGGUUCUUCCAUGUCCUCCAGCCCUCCCUGAAGGAUCCUGAGGUGCACCAGGAUCAGAUGGGAUAUGAUCUCCAGCGUGUUGAAGGAGCGCCUCAGGGUUUACUCCCACAUGGAUGUUCCUGGAAUAACUCGGCAGAGACUUUAGGGACUUAAAGGGGUAUGAAGUGUUUUUUCACCACAGGGACUGAAAUUAUAGCCUUGAGACUUUAAUAAAAGGUCUCAGCUUCGGGGGUCGUAUUUUGUUAAAGAAGUGUUUUUGUGAGUCAAAGUUUUUGGUUUGACGGAGGACUAAUAAAGAGAGAACCUUCAAAAUCAGUUAGAAAGUUUCCACAGGAACUUCAGGUCUUUGUGCAUCAGGUUAAAUUGCAGCUCAGGACCUCAGCUGGCAUUUAUGGAAAUCAUGAGACGGAGGCUGAGGAGCUUUUGUUCCCAUUGUGAGUUCGAACGCCUCUUGAAGGACCGCGAUUCAGCUGCCUGUGAAUCUGAUUUUAUUUUUCAGACUCCGUUCAAAGAAAAAAAACAAGUAUGAGGAAAUAAAUGAAGAUCACUUUAAUGAAGUUUUAUCCUGAUUUUAGAUUUAAGAUCUACAUGUAUGUGCAUCACAAAUGUCUCUGAUUUUAUGACAUUUAAAGGAAUAAUCUGUAAUUUUCACUCGUGUACAAUAAAAAAAAAUCAGUGCAGAGAUACAGUACGGUAACAAAAUAAAGAUUUAUUCAUGUUCUUAAUGGUUGUGUUCAUAAAAUUAUUGCACAAAGAUAAAUUAUCAAAUUACAAGUCAAAUAAUAAAAUAAAAAGUCCAAAUUAUGGGAAUAAAAAGGAGGUAAAAAAGUCAAAAUAUGAGGUCAAAAGUAAAAAUAAUGAGAUUAAAAAGUUAAAUCAUGAGGUCAGAAGUGGAAAUAAUGAGAUAAACAAUGAAAUUAUGAAGUAAAUAUUCAAAAUGAUAAGAAAAAAAAGGUAAAUAAGGAGGCCAAAAGUUAAAAUAAUGAGAAAAAAGGGAAAUAAUGAGGUCAAAAUAUGAGGUUAAAAGUCAAAAUGAUGAGUUAAAAUGUCAAAUUUUGAGGUUAAAGUCAAAAUUGAAACAUAAAAAGUUCAAUUAUGAUGUCAAAAUUUAAAAUUUUGACAUAAAAAGUUAAAUAAUCAGGUCAAAAUACAAAAUUAUCAGGUAAAAACUCUUAAUUAUAACAAUUUAAGCUAAAAUAAUGAGAUCCUAUUGGACUCUUAGCCAGACAUACCAGGAACAGGGUCGCAUCUGUUUAAUAGUAAAAAAAAUAAUUUGGAGAUAAAAAUUUAUAUAAUGAGGAACGAAUGUUUACAAUUUUUUAUUGUAAAUCACAAUUACGGGAAUAAAAGGUCAAAAUGAUGAGAUCAAAAUCUAAAAUAAAAGAGAGUUAGUCAUAAUAGUGAGAUAAAGAUUCAAAAUUAGGGGAUAGAAAGUCAAAAAAACAAGAUCAUUUGUCAUAUUCAUGAAAAGUCAAAGAACAUUUAGGAGAUAUAAAGUUAAAAUAAUAAGAGACAUUGUUAUUAUUAUAAUGAGAAAGUAAGUCAUAAGUGUUAGAUAACACGUCAGAAUUAGAGGAUCGUCAUAACUAUGAAUCUUUAAUGAUCUUUAUUUCUGCAGUCAGUUCAAGAGUCCAAGAGCGUCACAACACGUCCUCACAGCUCUUUCCAGGAGCAGCUAAUGAGGUUGUAGGUUUUUUUUUUUUGUCCUUUUGUGGAACCAAAACAAAAGAUUUUAAAGGAACUCCCAAUCUAAACUUGAUUAAACCACGUCUUGAGUCAGCGCGGUGUCGCCCUGAAAGGAUGACGUGAAACAAUGGCUCUUCUGUCUCAUUAUUAUUAGUAGUAUAUGGGCUGAGAGUGUGUGUAAUCCAGGGCUGAUAAUAGACCCCAGAAAAUAAGAGAGAGAGAGAGCGAGAGAGAGAGAGAGAGGUCUUUGUGGGUUUUGUUAAUUAAGUGUGUGAAAAAUGUAGACAGACACAGCUCGGUCUAUUUAACUGCAAAUAGGAUUAAACUGUGAUUAUUCUAAAGAAGACAAAAUAUAUAUUCACAGAUGUCAGUUUGAAAUGAAAUCAAAAUUACAGAUGUCCUUUUUUCCUCUCUGUUGUGCAUUAACAUUCAUAAUUACCGGCGUCAUCCCUCUGCUUCUUAAAUCUCUUUUUCCUUCACAUCUUGACGUUAAUAUAUUCAUCACUGCAUUAAUAGUAAAUUUGACGCCUUCAACCCCUCCUUUCCUUUCCUUUCCUUUCCUUUCCUUUCACUUCUUCUUAUUUCUUCACCUCUCCUUCUCUUCUUUCCUCCUUUUUUUCCAUCCGUCUUUUCAGCUUCAUUUAUGCCGCCCUAAACAACUCAAACUCAAACUCAGCCGAGCAGAAAGUGGAGUGACAUUUAAAACCCACGAUGCAAAUUCCUGGUACAGAAAGAGAUCUGUGCUUAUUAAAAAUGUAUGCAUGCGUCAUUUUUCCAACUGCUAAUGUUGGUAACCUUUUACAAAUUUACCUUCAGGGUGAAAUCACGGUGAAAUAUACCCAACAUGACUCGAUUUUUCUUAGAUUAUAUCGCACCUGUCGUACAUUUUUGCUGCCUAAAAUGCUCAAACUCAGUCAAAACUGAGCUCAGAUUAGCUCAGAUUGUGUCUGUGCCCGACUUCCUUUCCAGCACGGGUUAAUUUGUGCUGAAUUUAUCUGCCAUGCUCCGGCAUCCGGGAAAAAUAGAACUCUUGCGAUCAGCUGUGGAGUCCGGCGAUCCGCAGAGGAACGGUUACGGUUCGUAAAUGGUUACGAUCAGCUACGAUCGGUGGAAAUUGGGGGGAAAGACUCAACUAAUCUUCUCUGUUUUUCUUUCAGGUGGUCGUGAAACUCCCUCGCCUCACUCCUGGUCAGACAUGGAGUUCCCAGACGACCUCCUCCUAGCCGAGCUGGGUCACCUGCAGCUCUACAACGAUUCCCUUUUCCAGGGGAACUUCUCAGGUGCCUACAACGACACCGACGCCUUACUGCCGACGGGGGUUAAGGCCACCAUCGUGGUCGUCUACAUGAUCGUCUGUGUCAUCGGCCUGGUGGGGAACUUCCUGGUCAUGUACGUCAUCAUAAGGUAAGACGACGAACCUUUCGCAUGAAGAUUCUCCUUAAUACGCAAAUAUUUUCACAUUCAGUCUAUAAGGGUGUUCCUCAGGGUUCAGUUCUGGGCCCACUUUCAUUCUCUAGUUUUGUUAUUAGUUCUUUUUAAUGUCCUAAAAUCUGUGUUAAACGUCUACGCCGAUGAUAUUGUUGUAUAUUUCUGUGCAGCUACACUUGCUCAAGAUUUUUCAGAUCUACAUGCAUCUGAUUUUGUAGAAGUUCGUCUUUGUGAAAUCCAAAAACAGCCUCGUUUGGGAAACUACUUUAGUUUCUCUGUUUGAGUCUGAUUGUUCUGAUGAUUAAAACUUUACGUCGCUGUUUUACUCGUCCAAGAGCUGGAAAUAUGAUACGGAUGCAGUUGCCAUGGUAACCCACACUGAGAGAAUGUUUUUAAUGAUAAUUCAAAGGAAUGAAAUGUGAAAGGUUUUUCGAUCUUUUCACAGUUUUGGAUGUUGUGAUGAUUCAGCUGCGAUCUCGUCGGAGCUCAUUGUUGCUGCAGCUGCUCAGUCAGAUGUUCAGUCACGACCCGUGGGUUCAUGCGAUGAACUAUUAGCCUAUAAAACGAUUCAAAAUGAGCUGUUUUGUUAUUGGUAUUAAUUGAGAUCUCUUUUACAAGAACAAUUAUCCAAAUUGCCUGUUUUAUUUUUGUCUUUCCACUGCUCUAAAUACGUAGAAUUAACAGAAACUUAAACGGGUACUUUUUCUUCCUAAUCCGUCGAAUAGAUGCGAGUUUUUGCUUUUUCCUCGACUUGUUUUUUCAGCUUCUAACUGCAGUUUGUGUUUGAUGAUAAAAGGUGAUUUAUAAAGAGAUGCUGUUACUACGUCUCUGGACAAAAAGCUCCAGCAGCUGCAGCGUCGGAGAGCAUCAGGCUCUCUUAAUCACAUUUUUCAAACGUCAACCUCUCAAGGUGAUCUCUCACAGCGCUCAAGCUGCCCCUCGUCAUGUGACGACACGUGUGUGUGUGAGUGUGUGGAUAUGUCCCGGAAAGCCUGGAAGGCUGUUGCGCAGGUCAUGUGUGUCGCUGUCCUUUGUGUUUGCACAUGCAUGCACACAAGUUGCCCGUGGAGCUGAUUGAAACGAGCAGAGGUGAGUCUCUUUAUGUGCGGAAACGGUCGCGGUUGGAAGACAGCUGUUCUUCUGCUCGUGUUUUUCACAUCAGCUUGAAUAGUUGUGACUCGGCUGUAUCUUGGGUUCAUGACUUGCUAGAAAACAUGACAGUGUGGUGGAAAUGUUGCUGAUUUGCUGUCCAAACCAGAUGCAGAGGUGGAAAAGCACCAAGACAAAAAUGGCGAGUGCUCCAGGAGAACCUGUACCGUCACACUUUAACAUACGAUUCAGACUCUGACCUCAAACUGGAGGGAGGAACUGUUAAAGUGUUAUAAUGGUGUUUUUAGCUACAGGCCUCUCAGGGGUGUGCUGAUAUAAGGGACCCUUUUACUCGCCCCUAACGACAGAGCAGUUAGCAUGUCCGGCUCCAACCUUUGACCCUUUAACGCUUUUGUGAAACAGCAGGAAAGUUAAAAUAGCAUACUGUAGAAGAAACUGCUUGACUAGUGGCAGUGGUUUUACUCACAGGACUUUUCACGAUGUUGAAAUUUUAAUGUUGCAUUUUUGAUUUUGUCUUUUCUUGUGCAAAACGUUUUUGAAAGAUCAAUUUUUUCACCCAAAUAGGAUAACAGCUUGAGUUUCAGGAUCAACGAGAUUUUAAUUAUGUUCUUUUUUGAACUUUGCAUGAAAUAAAAAGGCCAAACAAGAUGGAUAACCUGAAAUUUAUCAUGUUAAAUUUACUUCAGAGCGGUGUGAACGCCACCAGUAAUUCCCUCAUUUUCUGAUCUCAACCAUCCCGAGUAAAUGUGAAAACUCUAUUUUAGCGUUUAUUGGUAGAAAUAACCAUUUUUUUGUCCUGCUGUUUUCCCAGGAUAAUAAGAUGUGAAUAGCUUUUAUUUGGCGUGGGUAAAGGUCAACCGAUACCAGUUUUAAUACGUUUUACAACCAAAAUUUAAACCCAAUAUAAACCUUUAACAAAUAGUCUAUUAAUAAUUCAUGAAAAUUAUUAAUCAUAAUUUCAUUGUUUGUUAAUUGUAAAGUAACUAUUAACCUACAUUAAUAAACUAUUUGCCAUUUAUAAUUGGUCUAUAUGCUGUUUCUAAAUAAUGAUUAAACAUUAUUAAACUAUCUAUUUACCAUUUACAUAUUAUGUUUAUUGUAAAGUGUGACCAUAAUUCUUUUGUUUGGAAUGACAGUGGUGAUAUCGUCCAUCAGAGGUCUGAUUUAUCGGACGACUGAAUUAUCUGUCUGUUUCUAAGUUAAUUUUGAAAAAUCCAAAGUUAAAAACAGUUCGGUUUUAUCGACUGAAACAAACAUGAACUUUUCUCUUGGUGACGCUCUGGAUCCUGACGUUCUAAGUCAUAUUUCAGGCUUUCGUGUGUCUGUGGGCACAUGUGAGUACAUGUCAUUAUUAAAGAUAAUAAGGUAAUUACAGUCUUUGUUCUAUCUUUAACGGGGGGUUCUGCGGUUAGAGAUAAUAGUCAGAUAUGCAUGUAUUAUUAUUUCAUGUAUCAUAUAUGGAGCUUUUGCCUGGACGCCCACACACACACACUCACGGUGUUUUUCAGCCGCUGCUGCUGCUGCAGGUCGUUAGAAACUCAAUUAUUGUCUUUAUGAAGAAACUCGAGGCGACGUCAACUUCUAAUUCAUGUAGACUCUGGAGAGAAAUCAUGUUUAUGUUACUCUGUAUUUACCGUUCCAUUAUGGAGAAUUAGCAUGUUUACUUUAAAGUGAAUAUAAUAAAGCUUUUAAUUCACAACGUUACAGUCCAACAAAACUGUAGAGAGCACGCCGUAUUAUCGACCUUCUACUGCAAAGUCGAGUGAUUCAGUGCAGCCUGCAGGUUGAAGUGUUUAUGAUAUAAAUUCAUUACUUUGUGUUUAAAAAAAUUCUGAGAAAGGUGGUCUGGAAGUGAUGUAGGGAAAAAAUUCAGAUAUUUUACUAUAAAUUUAAAUUAAAAAAAUGAUUUUUCUGCUCAUGUUUCACGAGCUGAGGAUUGCUGUAGUGGUUGUAGUGGCCUUAAAAUCAAAAAUAUCUGCUGUUUAUGAUUUUUCUCAGUGUUUGAAAAGAAUGUAUACGGGGUCCGUCAGGUCAGGGAGAUUUAUAAAGAAAUCUGAGGCUCAGUUCAGGUCAGAGAAUCGGCAGAGUGCUUGAAUUUCAAUACGACCAAUUACUCAAAGAGUCAGGCCGAGUGUAUGUCUGCUGAGUCCAGUAUCGGAGUAAGGAAUUAUGGGUAAUUACAUGAAGUGGAUUCACAUCCUCCGACUUCCCCUGGAUGGAGGCAGCAGGUUCAGGAGAGAAAGAUGAAAAUAAAGAAGAGGAAGAAAAAGGAGAAAUAUUCUAAGAUAGAUGAGAACAAACGUAUCUGAAGGUUAGGACAGUCACACAUUAGCAGGAAGUGAUCCCGGGAACGACAGCUGAUUUUAAGAUAAUGGAGGAUUUCUCGUUCUCGUUGUUGUUGAAGCCGGAGGACACCGUCACUUUCAAAUGUGUUCCUCUUUGCUGGAUGUUUUUACGCUCUGAGGGAGAACGCUCUUCAGAUGUCCGAGCUGAUAAUACCCCCAAAAUGUACAGGGGAAUGGGUCUGUUGUUAUGGAAACGGCUCAUUUUUACAAAGGUCCCUUCAGGCGUCACUUUUUUUUCUGUGAACACAGCUUCAGCCCGCCGUCCUCUGAUUCUCCCGUCUGUGUCUGCGGGCGGUUCUGCGCCGGAUUCAGCCUGAUGUUGCUCUGUCCCCGGUGGUCCACCUUCUCUGUUUGGGGCCUGUGGCACUACACCGAUGCUCUGGAGAGUUCCUGCUCACGGCUCCUGUUUUGAUGAGUCACGUCUGCGAGGGUUCAGACUCCUCUCCUCGGCUGUUCCUUUGACAGCACCGAAGGCUGGAAACACACUCGGCUCGCGGCUCUGUCAGGAAAAGUGCGAAAGCAUGUCUGGGAACAAAACAACACGGAGAGACACCCGAGCUCGAUUAAUGCCUCUUGAAAGCUUUUACUCUGUCUUUUUGUGAACAAGGAUUAGACAGACAGUGUGUUCUCCGGUUACUCUGAUCAUCCAAAACCUUUUAUUUCCAAACUUUAAAAACUCUUGAAAGUGUGGUAUCGGUCGUAUUUCCUUUCAUACGUCCUCUCUGGUUUCAGCUGUUUUUAGCUCUUUGUUUUUGUGUUCCCUCCACCAGGGGACAAGAUUCAGCUCAUUUUACUGAGAACAGGAUCCUCCUGUGAUAAAAGAGGACAGCUCAGGAUGCAUAUCACCGUCACAAACCUGCUGAGGCUGCUGCUGCCGAUGAUCUGGAGUCUUCUGUCAAAACAGCGAUAAAUGUUUGAAGGUUUGGGUUCGGUCUUUUUGCAGAUCUGUCACAACAGUAUACAGGAGAGAAAUCCAUCCUGAGUUAUGGGCAAAUGUUUUCACACAGACGAGGAGAAAAUGUCAGCAGUGUGAGUUUUUUAAUAUCGGUCUUUAUUCGCUUUAGAUGAAUUAACUCAGUUUGUGUUUUAGAGGUUGACUUAUAGUGGUUUUCAGGGCCGAUACAAAUACCGAUUAUUAGGUUCUUGAGAAGGAUUAUAGAUAAUUCAGAGUUUGGGAUGUUAAAAACUCCAACACAAACCUUUGCUUGUACGCCUUGUUGUGCGAUAUCGACUUUCUUGACUUGGUUAAAUCUUCUUCAUGAUGUUUCUGACGCGCAUCAGGGUCGAAAGUGUCGUCGUGGUGUUCAUGAAGCUCCAUGGAGGGAGUGGUCACAAACAUCUGUUGCAGAACUCUCAGGUGAUUUGACUUCAAAAGGUCAGCAAAGGUCAACAACCACUUAUGAUACAAUGGAAGGAGUUUCUGUAAAAUCCACUCGCUUCGUGAGAUCGACGACGAGACGACAGACUCUGACGUUCUGCAACAUCCUGGGUUUUCUUUAGUAACUCAACAGAGAAGGUCAGUGUACUCUCUGAGAAUGGGACGCGUUCAGACCAAACGCGACCUGACGCGACUUGGCGACGGCUCCCAAUGCAAAGUCUAUGGCCAGCUGCUUCCCACCCGGGCGAGGAGGUCCUCGAACUGCGCCGUCGACACACGGAAGUACCGCUGGAAGCGGCCGUCGUCCAGGCGGAGUUCCUGGAGCAAGCGGUGAAAUUCACCCAGCUCCGUCCUCCUCCGGAUGGUUUCAUGCACCCAUAAACGCCGGCGGCGUCUACUGCGGAUGUACAGAUAUGCGGCAGCACUGAUGAACUGAAAACUGAGCUAGUGACAUGGAUGAGGUCACCGGCGACCAGCCGCGACCUGCGACUGCAGCUUUGGACCCGGUGUUGACACACCAGAGCACCACGCGACGCGACCUGACCGACCGACGCGACGCGACGCGACCUGGUCGCGUUUGGUCUGAACGCGGCUUGAGAAUGGGACCUCAAAAGUGAAAGUUCAGUCAGGAUCACUUUGUCGAAAUUCUGCUUUAUUGUGCAAAGAUAAAAUUUGGCAGCAUGGUUCUGUUCCAGUCCCUGCCCUUCCAUGCGCUUGUGUGGAAGUUAGAGGCAGGAGGAGCCCCUUCCUGCCCUUCAUGAGCCUCAUGAUCAAGGCGAUAGCAGGGAGCGCACACAAGGUUGUGUUCUGGGACCCCCGCUCUUCGCACGAGCAUGCGUGAGUGAGCAGCGGCAGGAAGAGCGCCUUCAGAGCAGAAUCCCCCCUCCGGAACAUGAGUGCUUCAAGGGUAGUGGAGCAGUUUAGCCGGCACAAGGGUGGAGCUGGGGUGGAGGUAUGUUGCUGGCUGGCUGUUGAAGCAGAGGAAGAGGCGGGGUUAGAGCAGUUUUAAGGUGCUGUCAAGGAAAAAACCAAUAGGAGCUCUGAGGAAUAGCAGGGCCAUCAGCUGGUUGAGGCGGCCACUUGCCAUUGGCUGUAAAUCAGCGCUCGAUGUCGUGACCUUCCAGAACUAACGCUCUGCUUCAUUUGAUGCGUUCAUCGUAGUGAGAAGAGUCAUUUCAGUCUGAUUCUAGAUCUGUACGGUUUGUUUUGUGGAUUUAACUUGGAUAGGCCGACUUUUAUCCAAUGAGUCCACAAAAACUUGGACCGGAUGCCGAUUUUCUCAUGGAUGUUGUUGACAUGUUGACAUUUUCCGACUGGAUGAGUAAAAGGAUCAGCUGAUGUAGUUUGGCCUGCCUGAACUAACUCCAUCCUCGUUUCUCCCUUAAUGCCGCUUCACUUGUUUCCCCCGAAGACGACUAAAAACUAACUCCAAGUUUGCAGGAGUCGGCUCUUCAAACUCGUCCCAGUUUGGUUUUAUUUUAACUGUCAGCUGUUAAAUAUUAGUUUGAGUCCGGAGGCGUGUUUUGACACGAGUCUUCUUCUUUUGAAAUGAAAAGUGACACACACAGUGUCUUAGCGUGACAGCGCUCUGAAUGGAUGAUUUGUGGUGAAGAGUCUGAAUAAAUGACACGUUGGGCUUUUGUCAGUGUUUCUGAGAGCUUUAAUUCUAACAAAAUACAGAUUAAAAAGUGUCAUAUUUGCCUUUUAUUUUCAGUCUGUCAUUAUGGGCUCAUUUGAAUGUAGAAAAACAAGAUAACAGUCUAUUUGAGAAAACAAACUGAGGUUUGAUCUACCUCAUUACUGAAGGAACUCCAACUAAAGUACUUUUCUCAGAGUGAGUAAACACACUAGAGGGGAACUUCUUGGUUUUUUAUGUUGCUGAUUGGAAGCCGAUGGGUUUUGUCUCUAUUUUUAGAAGCUAACCUGACAAGAUAGAAAGAUAAGGUGUUCAGGGAGGUCACUGGAGAUCAACCUGCCUUUGAAAGAAGUCAUUGGACUUUAAAACUCUUGGGUUGCACAAGUUCAGACUUAGCUUUGUGUGAACAUUAUUUUACAGUUAUGGUGGAGUUUGUGCACGUUUUAGCAGUUAGCCUAGUUAGAUAAAGUUGGGUUUGCAGAGUUAGAACUGAAACAACCGCUUCAUUCAGAGACAGGCUUUUCUCUGGAGGGUAAAACUAAACUAGACGGUGAAACUAGCGUAGCUUUUGUUGUUGCUUUUUGUCCAAGUCUGAACCGAAGUUGGGUCCAGAUCAGAUCAGGUCCAGCUUCUGUAAGCUACAUCUCUUUAAUGUUCUCUUUAAUGUUCAAACUGUGUUUGUCAGGUCUGAACCGACACUCCGAAGUCUUUUAGGCAUUCAUGUGAAAAAGCACCAGAGUACAAAAUGUUUUAUUCUUCUUCAAAGCAGUGAGUAGUCUGUUUAUGUCACCCUAAUUUGAGACACAAAAAGGUCCCUUAAAGAAACCACAACUGAACCAGAUUAUCCCCAAUUUCCAUCGCAUUUGGAACUGCUACUAAAACGUCGUAUCCUCCGAUCGUAGCUGAUCGUAACCAUUCAAGUUAACGUGUCAAUUUACAACGACUUCUUUCCGUUCCUCUGCCGAUCGCCGGACUCCUCAGCUGAUCACUAGAGUUCUAUUUCUUCUGGACGCCGGAGCAUGGCGGAUAAAUUCAGCACAGAUUAACCCGUGCUGGAAAGGAAGUCGGGCACAGACACAAAAUAAAACAUCCGGCUUCUUUUCAAAAUAAAACACUCCGGAGACGAACAAGUGAAAGGUUUUUAGACGUCAUUUCACCCCGAUGACACCAUGGAUGAGGAGAUGCUGAUUCUAGAAGUCUAGAAGUAGAUUUCCUCCUCUGGAAGGACACAAUCUACUGCUUAUAUGUCUAUGUGUCUGUCUUUAGAGAGACAACUCGUUAUCGUGCGAUUGAAUGUGAAUCUGCAGGUUCUCGUGAGUUCUCGCGAUUCCUGCUGUCUGUAAUCUGCCACGAAAUUCCCCUCACAGACAGAUGUGGUAGGAAUUUGCAGAUGGCGUUCCGGAUCAGAGCCGUUCCGGAUGGGGUGUGAAUUGGGGGUUGGUCUCAUCAUUCUCUGACUGUAAACCAGCUUUUCAAGAUGGAUCCACCUGAUCAUGAGGAAAGGUUACCACUACCAAACAAGUUUAAAAGCGAGUUUUUGUGUGUCUUAUUGGAUUUGUAUUAAAGUUGUCACUUUAGUCUAAUUUGCUAAUUUGCAGAUGUAUCAGUGACAUCCAUCCAGAGCAGAUAUAUUAAAUAGGGGGUGUAAUGAGGUUGUGUCUGGACUCUGAGCUGGACUGACAGAUAAUUAUUGAUAAACUUUGACUUCAUAUAAGGAAUAGAAAUCAUUAUUGAUAUCCACGUCACUUUUGAAACCCCUCGUUUUUCAGAUGUGGUUUCAGUGGCUUUCCCGUCAGCCCUGCUGGUGUCCACUGCGUGGUUAUUUUGGGCCGCAGUGUCACAGCGAACACAAUAACACUCUGUGAUGUCUCCGCGCUGACGUCAGCGGCUCGCGAGGAGCCAAAAGUGUCUCCCUGCAAAGACAGAAACAUCAAAUAUUGAGGAUUUGGCUCGGAGACACGAAGCCGGCUAAAUAGGUAAUUACGCACAGAUGGUCUGAGAGAGUGUGUGUGCGUGUUUGGAGACACAAAAAUAUCAUACAAAACACACACACACACAGAGUCGAUUGUGACCUGUAAUUAGUCAGCUCUUCAUUCAAACCAAUUAUAGAUAUUGUGCGAGUCCUCGUCAUCGUAAAGCGCGACAAAGGUCAAAAAUAACUCUCUCGUCUUUUCAUUGACUUCUGGGGGGAGAGAGUUCGUGUGCAGGUGUGUGUAAAGCCCGGGGGCGCUCUUCGGAGUUUCUUCGUGAAAGUAGAUUGGAGAUGACGGGAACAGAAGCAAAAAUAGAGAGGUCAAUAAACAACGAGAGAAAGAGAGAGAGAGAGGGAGAGAGGGGGAGCAUCUAGUGUCACAAUAUCUGAUAUCGUCUCAUUUUUCAUCCCUUACAGUUCACUAAUCUGAGUCAGUGUGUGUGUGUGUGUGUGUGUGUGUGUGUGUGUGUGUAAUCUACACUCCCAGAGAGUCAUGAUGAUGGACUUCUGAUCCAUCUGAACCAGACAGUGAAGAACCUGAACUCAACAUUCAGCAGAGAUAUUAUAACCUAAGACGGUCAGAAAUGGAGACCAUGUGAUCCAUCGAGAAUUUAAUCAAAAUUCAAAUAUGAUAAAUAUGAUACACACUCUAAUCUAUAAUAAGCGUAUAAGUAACACACAGUCAGUGUACGACUGAUACAGAGUCAGAAUUAGGAGAUUAAAGGUCUCAUGUUGGAUUAAACUUCAAUUUAAAGGCGUGGUCGGCAGGGUUCUGUUAGAGAAGUAUCUUUAUUUUUUUUGGUGUAUUUACAAAAAAUCUUUUAAUAUCAGUCAAUGGUUAUUAGUGAUUGAUGUAAGUGAAUUUGAGAACACUAACACUAAAUAACACAGUAAAAUUACAUCAUGAUCCACGUCUAAUUAAUGUUCAAAUUUAGGAUACAUCCAUAUCACAGGCUUUUAUUUUGAAAUAGUUUCUGCUUUACGUUUAUGUUGCUUAAUUUCCUACAUUUAUAAACCAGGCUUUUAUUUUGAAAUAUAAGCCACUUCCAGCUCCUCAAAAGUUUAAGAUUUCACUUAUUUUGUCACCUGAAGAGACACAAACUCAAACACAGUGUUUGGGUUUUUAAAAGAGCAGAGUCGAGACGGUUCACAGGCGGCCUGCUGCUGCUUCUUCGUCUCUCAUGAACUCACAGUUUUACUGCAAACUUAUUCUGAAAUUCAGAUCCAUCAGUAAAGAUGCUCAGUGUUUGAUUCUCACAGGCGUUUUUAUAUCAUUAUUAAAUGGCGUCGAUGGAGUUAUGACUGAAAGUGUGACGAGAAGAGUUUCACUGAGGUGGGAUCGGAGUGUCAGGAUACUUACAGCUCAAGUGGGCAAGCAUGGGUCUGAGUCCAGGACAUGCUGUCCUUAAAGAAACAUGAUCUACGGCUUCAGCUGAGGUCAAAACUCACAUGUGGAGUUCAACUGAAUACAAAUGAAACUCCUCGGUGUCAGUGAAGAGGUCUGUCAAACCCACUUCUGUCAGGUCUAGAGGCGCUACUGCCACUCUGAGAGAAGAUCCUGAUAAGCUCUUGGCUUUGAUAAAACCCUCUACCUGACCUGCACCUGCACCGCGGGGCUUUUCUCGGAUAGAUGUCCUGCUGAGAGGUUGGGAUGAUUGCAGAAAGACAAUCAGAAAUAGUUAAAGCGUCUGUGAGAGGAUCCAUGACGGAGCGAACCGGCAGAGGCUGAGAGAGAUGGCUGUUAUCUGAUAGUCCUUGACCCUGUGACCUGAAUACUGUGCGGAUGGACUGAUGAUGAGUGUGUGAGUGUGAGUGUGUGAGUGUGAGUGUGAGUGUGUGUGUGUUCCCAUCUGCCAUCUCUCUGUUCAAACCCUGUGGGACUGACCUGCAUGUGUUCUUAUUAUUCUGCAUAAAAACCUCACAUUCCUGCCGCAGAAGCACUUAGAGACACCGUUUCCUGCGUGUGUGUGAGCGCCUCUGCCUCUACCUGUUGUGUGCAUGUGUGUGUGCAUGUGUGGAUAUGUGUAUGUGUGGUCGUGUGCAUGUGUGUGUGUGUGUGUGUGUGUACUGCUGGCUAAUGACUCUGCCUCUUCCUCCUUCCUAAUGACCAGGAUGAAUGAUGAGGCCAUUGACUGUGCGCUGCGAAUAAAUCUCUCACACCGAGAACAGAACAGAGUGUGUGUGUGUGUGUGUGUGUGUGCGUGUGUGUGUUGUUCGUUUGCUUUCCGUUCAUUUUACAGUUUAUCUAAAAAACAAGCCAGUACAUGCUGCAAAUUGUUGCACAUUCUGUAGAUCAGAGCAAUGUUAAAUACUUGAUUCUGAUUGGUCAAUACUCCAUAGCAACAGUCUGUUAUUUUUGGACAGCAUGGUGUUGCUAUGGAAACAGCUCUUAUCACUCUAACAGACCAGCUGUGGAUAUUAAAAAGCCUCGAAUAGGCUAGUUAUCGACUAUGAGCCUUCAUUUAAGUCAACAUUUCUCUUUAGAUUAUUUAAUAAUUUCAUCGGAGAUACCGAUGAAUUAGUACCGAUUUUUAAUCUUUUUAAUUUUUACUUUCUGCUAUUGAUUUAAAGGUCGCAAAAAGUGAAAAUUUUCAGUUUAAAGUGAGAAGUAACGGCUAAAUUAGUUUAUUUCACGAAGACCUGAGUUAAAUAUGAGGGUAUUUUAAAAAGAAGAAAUAUAAUCAGUUUUAAAUCAAUUAAAAAACAUCAAAAUUAAGAUUCAGGGUAAAAAUAUUGAUUACUUUAGUAAGUGGCUGAGUAAAAAAGCAGAAUAAAGCUUCAUAAGUUAUAAAAAUGUCUUUAUAAAUCAGAGUAAGGGGACGUUAAAGUGGUUUAAAAUGCUCUUAUUUAAUCAUUUCAUCGGAGAUACCGAUAAAUCGCUGCCGAUUUUUACUUUUUUUUUUUAAUUUUGACUUUCUGCUACUGAUUUAACAGUCGCAAAAAGUGAAAAUUUUCAGUUUAAAGUGAGAAGUAACGGCUAAAUUAGUUUAUUUCACGAAGACUUGAGUUAAAUAUGAGGGUAUUUUAAAAAGAAGAAAUAUAAUCAGUUUUAAAUCAAUUAAAAAACAUCAAAAUAAAGAUUCAGGGUAAAAAUAUUGAUUGCUUUAGUAAGUGGCUGAGUAAAAAAGCAGAAUAAAGCUUCAUAAGUUAUAAAAUUGUCUCCAUAAAUCAGAGUAAGAGGAGGUUAAAGUGGUUUAAAAGGCUCUUGAAGUAAAAGAGCACAGUCUGUUUAUAACCUGAUGUCCCCUCCCAGUGUUAGCCUAGGAAGCACUCAGCGCUGACAAAGACGACACCUGAUAAUAUCAUGUCCUCUCGGAGCGUAGGAAAAAGACGUCCCUCUAACGACAUAAUAACAGCUUUAUGGCUUUUAAAGUCGCUCCUCAGAACAGGCAGAGUGCGUCAGAAAACCCAGAAGGACAACAUCUUCUUUACUCAGCACAAGAUGUUCAGGACAGCUGUCACAACGCCGAGGCUGCGUGGUGAGAAACGGCGUUCGACGCUGAGGUGAGAGCUGCUGAAACCCCGAGAGUUCUGAUGGUUAGAGGAGUGGGAGGAUGUUUUCUAUCAUUUUUAGAUGAAUCUGCAAGAAAGUUAAAGGGAUAAAAUUAAUUUAGGGUCAAACACACUGAGUUAUAGACACCUCCUCCAGAGAUGAAUGUUAGAGGUGUUCCAGGCCGGCCCAGGACCAGGUGGAGGGAUUAUAUCUCUCGCCUGGCCUGGGAGCGCCUGGGAAUCCCCCCAAAGGAGGAGCUGGUGGAAGUGGCUGGGGUGAGGGCCGUCUGGGCUUCCCUCCUGAAGCUGCUGCCCCCGCGACCAAGACCCGUAAAGCGGAAGAAAACGGCGAAAAAGACGAAUAUCCCUUUGAACCCCUUUUAGGUCUUAUCUCUGAUCUGCGUUUCUUUGAUAGAAGGACGGCUCUCGAAGUGGUCUCACCUUUUUUUCUUCUUGAAAUCAGGGUCUGAAAUCUGCCACACUCAGGGACGGUCAGGAUGUAUUUCCCUUCCAGGUUUUAUCAGGAGCUCGGCGAACCUAAGCGAUGCUCUUUGAGAUGCAGAAAUGUCUGCAGCCUCAGGGAAAUCUCACGGACGAAAGCGAAAGCAUUUUCAGAGAAUGUUUUUAUUAAUCAAGAACGAAAGUCGGAGGUUCGAAGACGAUCAGAUACCGUCGUAGUUCCGACCAUAAACGAUGCCAACUAGCGACGCGGAAAGAGUUUGGCAUCGUAGUCACGUUUGACCGGAUAAUGAUGCCGUUUUCAUCUUUUGAUGAUUGAACGUUUUAAUCGAGAUGACUCUGACACCAAAAGCAUAAAAAAAAACCUAAAACACUCAGUCCGCUUUGAAAGAGUCGUCCUGUACCAUCAUUGAGCUUUUGUCUGAUCUCAGUCCGUGUUACAGAGUCUGUGUGGACCCGUGUGAGUCUGAAGGUCAUUACCGACUCGUUGAAACCCAAAGGUGAUGAGACUCAAACUGUCACUCUGAUACUAAUGAGGAUCCAGGUGUGAUGAGGAGUACCCUCAGGUCUGUAUCCUCCUCUUUCUCCUGUUAGAGUGAACUCGUGGACGUCCAGACCACAUUCAGGCACUUUGAUUGAAUUCAGACUGGAGUGAUGGUCUUAAACCAGCUCCUCUUGAGUCAUUACAUCAUUUAUGCUCAUAAUAAUAUCUCUUAACGCCCGCUCCUUUAACCCCGGGCUUUUAUCUGUCUCACAUCCCGACUAAAAGAAAGUAUUAAAGCCAAAUUGGCCAAACCUCCGCUGAGUCUGUUCCCGACUCUCCCUGUGUCGCUCCGUUCUCACCAUAUGUUCGUCUCUGGCUGGUUUAGCACUUUAAUAUCAUCACAUUGAGCUCAUUAUCGCAAUCUGGGCUCAAGUGGAUUUCAAGUACAGAAGUUAUUAUUAAUUUCUUUUCACUACGAUGGUAGGUAGUCGGAUUGAAAACCUGCUUUUUCCUCUUUCAGUAUUUUUAGUUUGUUUUAGAACAAAUGUGACGCUCUGUGCGCUGAAUCAAACCAAACAUAAAAAUCUAAAUCUAUGGGAUCCAUUUUUAGGGUUUUUUUUAAUUUAGUUUGUGAAUUAGUCUUAAGAUUCCUCUACUUGGUCAACUUUCAAGAAGCCUCUUCAACUCAUAAACGAGACCAGAGCUCAUGUUAGACGUAAAAAUGACAAUAACCCGUCAUCUAUGAUUCACAAAACAAAAGGAAAAGGACCCAAAAAUGCAGGACUAAGGAUUUAUAAAGGCAAGAAAACACUGACAUCGACAAACACAAACACAACGAACCAACAAAGACAGAGGAGAAGACGGGGACUUAAGGUGGGGUAGGCAGGAAUCAGUUAAAGAAGAAACAUCUGUUUUUGUGGUUUAUAUACAAAAGAGCUUUUAAUAUCAGUCAAUAGUUAUUAGUUAUUGAUGACAUCUGGUAAUAUAUCAAUAUCUCUGUGUUCUCUUCACAAAGCCGUUCUCCACCUCCUCUAACCUGAUUGGUUGUGAGGCAGACGCUGCUCCCCCGUGUCGUUCAGGAGCCCAAACAAAGUUAGCGUGCUACAAUAUCGGACAGUAGAAACCAACCAGAAAGUUCGGAAAAUUGUCUGAAUCCUCCUUUGGCCACGACUGCCGACACAAGCAAGAAAACACUCAAACAUAAACAGUCAGCAAGAAAACAGUCAACAAAAAACAGUCAGCAAGAAAACAGUCAACCAUAAACAGUCAACAAGAAAACAGUCAGCAAAAAACAGUCAGCAAGAAAACGUCAACCAUAAUCAGUCAACAAGAAAACAGUCAGCAAGAAAACAGUCAACAAGAUAACAGUCAACAAGAUAACAGUCAACCAUAAACAGUCAACACCAAAACAGUCAACAAAAAACAGUCAGCAAGAAAACAGUCAACAAGAAAACAGUCAACAAGAUAACAGUCAACCAUAAACAGUCAACACCAAAACAGUCAACAAAAAACAGUCAGCAAGAAAACAGUCAACAAGAAAACAGUCAACAAGAUAACAGUCAACCAUAAACAGUCAACACCAAAACAGUCAACAAAAAACAGUCAGCAAGAAAACAGUCAACAAGAAAACAGUCAACAAGAUAACAGUCAACAAAAACAGUCAACACCAAAACAGUCAACAAGAAACAGUCAGCAAGAAAACAGUCAAAAAGAAAACAGUCAACAAGAUAACAGUCAACCAUAAACAGUCAACACCAAAACAGUCAACAAAAAACAGUCAACAAGAAAACAGUCAAAAAGAAAACAGUCAACAAGAUAACAGUCAACAAGAAAACAGUCAACAAGAAACAGUCAGCAAGAAAACAGUCAAAAAGAAAACAGUCAACAAGAUAACAGUCAACCAUAAACAGUCAACAAGAAAACAGUCAGCAAAAAAACAGUCAACAAGAAAACAGUCAACAAGAAAACGCUGCUCCCCCAUGUCGUUCAGGAGCCCAAACAAAGUUAGCGUGCUACAAUAUCGGACAGUAGAAACCAACCAGAAAGUUCGGAAAAUUGUCUGAAUCCUCCUUUGGCCACGACUGCCGACACAAGCAAGAAAACAAAGUAAAUACCGGAGACUCUGGAGGAAUAACGGGCGCUUAAAACGGAGGUAGACCGGACAAGAGCUAAAAAGCCGGGUCAACAUAAACCAUGGGGGACGCUUGGGGAUCUUGGUGACCCUGUAACCUUUCUGCUGGACAGGUAAACCGCUUUAACAAAGUAAGACAAGUGUCUGUAACAGAAGUGUUUCUUGUCAAACGGACCUGCUGUAGCGUGUUGUAGCGCCAUCGCUAAACUGUCCUCCCUCGGGUCCUGGACUAUUUCACUUUAUCCUCGUUGUAGAAGUCCUGCAAACAUUCAGUAGCACCAAUAGACGAGACGCAGGUGAAACUCAUAGGUGAUUAACGAAGGAAGGAAAACUAGGGAAAACCCUGAUACAGAUAAUUAAUCAAAUAUUGAAUAUCAGCCCUGGUAAUUGGCCGUGAUCGAUCACAGGUUUAAUCUUAAACCUGGUUUUGAGCUCAAGCUCGCCAAAGUCUGUUUGGAGGUUCAGGAUAGAUCAUGGUUUUGGCUUCAUUCAUGCACCAACAUUGAUUUGCUUUGGGUAUUUUGAAAUAAGAGUGGGGUGGUGAAUAUAGAAGGAUAAAAAGGUCAUAGGUCAGGACCACAGCCUUCACCCUCAUGUCUCUCUCUUGUUUUAAAUGAUCCGUCUCGGGAUAAAACCGCGUCUGUUUCCAAACGGAUCCUGAUGCAUGACGGUAAAAGACGUCAGCAUUUUUUCGCUGUGUACGACUGAGCAACAUGUGGUUCGGCAGAGACGCGCACACACUCACACACACACACACACACACACACACACACAGGGGGACGGUCUUGGCGGGGUUAACGGUGUGUGCUAUCAUCCCUGCUCUGGGCCUCCGUGAGCCAUUUCCCUUAAUGAGAGCCUCAGAUGGUGCAGCAGAGCUCGACCAUUUACCAUCAUCACCGCUAAUUUCUGCCGCGCCCGCCCCGAACAGGCCAACGCUUCCACCCCUGACUGCGUCUGUAACCAGCAGGCUCCUGGACUUAGCCCUGAUUUUUAUUACAAAGGCCAACUACCCUCCUUUUUUUCCCUUUUUCCGCUGAGUGCUUCAUUUGCAUCACAGUGAGCAGUAAAUCAGGGUUUGAUGGAAAUUGGAGGGAAUUGAAUCUGGAAAAUGAGCAGGUGAUUUACGCCGUUUAACAAGCAGAGCCGAUGUGAGUUUAACCCUUAAACAAUCGCAGCGUCAAAGGAAGGACGUCAGCGAGACGAACCCGCAUGACCUUCUGACGCUGAUCCUAAAAAUACAACAAAUAAUCACGACCUUCUGUCAGCUGUUAUAUAAUUCAGUCUCAUAGAAACAGAAAAGGAGGUUUUUUCAAUUUAGCGUCGAAACACUCCAUUCAGCAAGAAUCCUGACCUGCGAGGCUGCCGUCGCUGAAUUUAUUCAUCCGGCGAAGAAAUCAAAGCCUGUUUUUGUUCCCUUUAAUGCCCGGUUAAAGCGGAGAAGUGUGUGCGCCAUCAUUUAUUCAUCUGCUCCUGUCGCUUUUGUCUCUUGACAAAACGGCGUCCGCACAUCUGCAAGCAGAUGGCGAGUCAUAAUUAUCCAUCAAGUAGGCAGAGAUGGACGGAGUAAAGGAGACUCCACCCACCAGCGGAGGCGUCUCAUUAUCAGAGGGGGGGGGGGUUCAUGUUCGCCUAUGUGGUGGUCAGAGUCUGAUAGAUGUAAAAUACUUAGAGAGUGAACGCAACUUUCAUCAAGGGAGGAGGUUUUGACAUCGGUGGAGGACACAAAAUAGUCCUCCUGAAAGUUUGUUUUUUUAUAUUUACAAUCAAAAUUUCAAACAAUUAAAGUCAGAAAAUUAUCAUGUUUAUAAUGUUCAUAAUCAUAUAGUUUGAUGGUAAAUUCAUCGCCUGAGGAUUUUACUUUCACACAAUUAUUACGUGUAAUUUAUUCCCCCUAAAAAUAUGGAUGUAUAAAAUCACACGAUCAUCUGAUCUAGAAUUUUAGACGUCAUUUCACCCCGAUGACACCAUGGAUGAGGAGAUGCUGAUUCUAGAAGUCUAGAAGUAGAUUUCCUCCUCUGGAAGGACACAAUCUACUGCUUAUAUGGUUAGCCUCUGUGGCUAAGAGACAACUUGAUAUCGCGUGAUUGAACGUGAAUCUGCGGGUUCUUGUGAGUUCUCGCGAUUCCUGCUGUCUAAUCUGCCACAAAAUCGCCUCACCAAAGGAUCCAGUAGGAGUUGGCGUACGGCGAAAUGGAUUGGAGCUGUUCCAGAUGCUGUGGAAAUCCCGGGUUAGUCUGCAGGCGAGUUUUGUUAGCAGAAGUCUAAGUUAGCAGAGCUCGCACCACCAGACUUUGGUUCUCAACUAAAAAUCCACAAACCUGUCCUGUUGCACUGUGAUCUGACACUUGAACCAGACAUCGGUUUGUCUCCGGGUCGUCGAGUAUCCUCCCCGACUCACAGCAGGUUGCUGCACUAAAUGUUAGACACAUCAUAUGACCGGCGUUGUGGGUCUACAGUAACAAAAAAGUGUUUUGUACUUUCAACUUCCUGUUUCCAGCUGUCGUGUGUCGACGUUAAAGUCCCAGAACCACUUGCUGACUGUUUCCUGAAGGCUUGAUGAAGACUCCUUUUUGUUUAACGGAUAAUUUCUGUGUUUAAUGAGGCGCAUGUGUGGUUUAAUGAUAACCCGGCUGAGAGACGUGAGCACUAAUUACAUCCGUCCUUCAAACAGUCAAUGAAUGUUUCUCUUACCUCUCUAACCUAAAAUGAAAACACUCUCAGACUCCUCUAUAGAUGGAUGUCCUAUUGAACGGCCCCUUUUGUGAUGGUAAUCCGACAUUUGGACGGCUUUAACGAACAAUAACUCCCCGACACAUAAACGAGGCGUCGAUAAUCUCUCUAUUAUUGAAUAAACCGUGUUUGUAACCGCAGCUCUCAGUUACAACAACACGACGGCCUCUGCCGACGUUUUCUGAGGACGCUCCGAAAAUAUUGGAAUUCAUUAAAAGCCCAUCAGAGGUGUUUGUGUGUCUGCAUGUCAUUAACAGGCGGACAAACAAAUCGAAGAACCUGACGUCUGUCUUUGGUUUCGUCUUGAAGGACAAAAAGGAAAACUCUGAGGAGAGAGAAAAGAAACAGACACAGUAGACGGUGAAAGGAUGGUAGACGGAGAAACAGUUGAGCGCUUAGUGUCAAACUUAUUAAACAUUAAAAUUAUGAUAAUCAAACCCAAAACCCCGGAAAGGUUUCGCAGCCCAGUUCGUUCUGGUUUGGGGUUUUUGAUCGACGUAGUACGCAUCAAAACACCUGGCGUGACGCGUUAGCAAGACGCAAAAAUGACUUUUUUUUUUUAUACAGCUCUGUGAAGUUUGUCCUUUUUGCGUCCUUUCUUCGUCUGUCGAGGUUUCUUUACUGCCCGGCUUCAUUUUCAGUCAAACUGCUGCUACAAACACAUUUUUUUUAAAGUGUGUGUAAACAUUUGGAGCGGGCUGCCCUUCUCGCCAAUAAGUCAAGUUUGAUUUUUCUGGAUUUGUCUUGACUUGAUUUUCCCGUCUGUCUUCAGUGACUUUUAUCGUUGUCUCCUGCUACAUGUUCUCGUCCUGUUCCCGGUGUGUCAGGUCGACUUUUACUGUUUUCUGAGUGUUAUUAUUUCUUAAAGGCAUGGUUGACAAUUGGAGAGAUUGGUAAUUGAUUUGAACCUCGUUUCUAUGGCGAUCAUGGUCCUAUAGUGAGAUCUCCACAAAGUGGAGAAAAAAGAACAAAAAAAUCCGUUCACCCUAUCAGGUACAGAGCUGCAAAAACAUUAACCAGUGGGAGCCAUCCGUCCCAGACAGCUCCUAUUGGUCAAUCUCCUGCUCUGCCUCUCCAUCCAAUCACCUUGCUGUAUUCGAUGCAACCCUUUCCCAUAGAUCUUGUCUCGUCCCCUCCCACUCUCCCGGCGGAAAUGUGACCAAGCGAGGAAUCUAACUUGAAUAAACAUCAGGUCAUCCUUGGAGCGGUGGGGAAAGCUCCGCCCUCAGUUCACUUUUAUCUCCUUUUAUCGUGGCUCAUGUUACAUAAAUAACUCUGAUUAGUCUCUGACAUGUCAACACGGUAGCUGUCCAGGCAGCUGCAGACGGCGCUCGCUAGCAGAGCUGGCGUUUACUGCCGCUAGUCACUAACAAUCCGACAUGGUGAAUCCUAUUUGAAGCUAGCGUAGGAUCUGGGUGGGACGCUUUUUUCAAAUCUGCCUAAACUGCUUCUCAGAUCGUCGACCAGGACUUAAAUUUAGACUUUGGUGACCCUGAUCUUGGUUUGACCUCCUGGUCUUGAUCAGCUUCACCUGCGUCUCCCGUGUUUCGUGUCUUGGUGCUCUCCUUCUCCUGUCCAUGUCGGUUUCUCUUCUUUGAGUUGAGUUGGACUUCUCUUCACGCUGUUUUACCCUCUCUAAGAUUGUUAAAGUCUUCGUGUGGCUUUGAGGCUUUGAGAAGUUUAACUCGACCUUGUUUGUUCUUUUGCAUCGAGGCUCUUUGAGGGAAAGGUUUUCAGAGUUAAUCAAGCUGUUUGUGAUUCAGGCCUCAAUGCUCUGCAGAGUCUAUUAUCGUGGUCCUGAUCCACGCUGGCCUUGAAGGAUAUAGUAAAGGUAGUUUCUGCUUUGCAUAGACCUGGAUAUAUCUGAAUAUUAACCACAGAUAUGAUCAGAAGUGAGUCUUUAAGACAAAGGCAAUAAUAAUGAUGUGAAGGCUGAGUUAUCUGAUCAUAACUGCGCUCCAUCAUCUGCAUACCUCGAUUUAAUUUUCCUUCUUUUGUCGUCUCACGUCUUUUUAAAGACUCUUAUCAACCUGAGCGAACAACUGACCAAACACAGAGGGCUGUCUUUAGCUCCCAGGAUGCACCUGGAGUUGAUCCCAGGUUGCCGAUUGGAUAACAAGCUGCGGUCUCAGGUGGCAGCCACAGAGGGGGAAAAAAUCUGGAUGUUUAUUAAAGCAAAUUCAAUAGCUUGAAGUGGUUGACUCACCUUUGAGUAACACGAGGAGCAGCACAGUGAAGCAAAACAAACACCGCCAUUCAUAUGGAAAUGUCAUUAUAGUGGAGCGGACAAAGGAGAACCACGCAGCGUGUGGGUAGUCUGUCAUUUUUGGGUGUUUUUGUCUUUAUUGGAUAAGACAGAUGGAGAGAGAGAGAGAGGAAAUGACAGGAAGUAGAAGGAGGGAGCGAUGCAGCAAAGGGUCGUGGUCAGAAUUCAAACCUGCGACCUUCCGGGGCGCGCUCUAAACCGCUAAGCCACGCCGGCGCCCUGGGUGAUUAAAUUGUUGAUGUGGAAGGACAGAUAGAGCUGAGGAGGAGAUACGUGAGGAGGAGAGAGAGGCGGGGAGGGAUGGAUUGCUUCGAGAGGAUGAGUGAGCUCGUGAGCGUCGUGGUCAAGCCCUCUAAUUGGACACUCGUUGGCGUGAAGUGUUUGUGGAAAACAGAGACGUCUGUAUUUUAUCCGAGGGCUUUAUAAUGAAGGAAAAGAAGACGGAGGCAUGAUUUGAUUUUACGCAGAUGUAAUGAAAAAAUUAUAUUAUCAGUCUGGGUUCGCAAGACAAUCGAAUCGUAACGAUAUGAAAUGUAAUAAAACGAAACAAUUUAGAUUUUCCUAUUAAGGUGGAAAGAGAAAUUAAUGAAGAGAGUGAAUUUUUAAAAAGUACGUCAGAGAAGAGGAAAAGGUAGGAUGAGAAAGAAUAAGAUCAGAGGUGAAGAUCAAUAACUGGUUUAUUUAUGUUACACCUUUAAAACGAAGGGUGAAAACAGCUUAAGUAGAGGUUAAAGGGCAGAUUAUGACCAAAAAGACUGAAUUGAAGUCUGGUGACCAUACGUCCUCUUUUACCCAAACAUGUCCUCUUUUUUGGGGGGCUGUCCGGUCUGUCCGGGAGUUUAUAAAAUCCUUCAUAUGUCCGGGGUUUUGUAUGGAAGUUUCGAGUUUGUGUCACGUGGACAAAUUGAUUUAGAAGCACUUAAAAGACACUCGAUCCGACCUGAAAAACUCAAAAUUAACUACCUGUCACUUUGCGACUCCGCCCCCCAGGUAGUUGUGUCCUUUUUGGUGGGAUUCAGAAUAUGGUCAGAUUAAUUGAAGCAAAUUUUGAGCUACUAAACAGUAUCGAAAAGCAGCUACGCUUCUAGUCCUCAGGUCUGAGAGGAAGGUGUAUCUGUGUGUCGUCGGUAUGGAAGUAAAUCUGUGUCAUCUGAUUUUGAAUUAAAAUUUCUUAAGCUGAAAUUUUUUGCAUCAAAAUCAGACUUUGAAUUUGCAUUUUUAUUUCUGACUUUUUUUUCACAAUGAUGAAAUAAAUUCUGUGUAAAAAAAAAAAAACAAGGUCUCUCAAAAGAUUUGUUUCGUAAAAAUUCAACUAAAAAAAUGUAAAAAAAAAUUAAACAAAAAAAUGUCAGUGUCAAAUACUUCAUGGUUGAUCGUCAUGGAUGUGGUUGUCGGUCUGUUUUUUUUACAGUUUUUUUUAGUUGAAUUUUUACAAAACAAAUAUUUGAGAGACCUUUUUUUUUAACACAGAAUUUAUUUCAUCAUUGUGAAAAAAAUAAGUGUGAGAAAUAAAAAUGUGUGCUUGAAAUUCGUUGGUUUUGAAAUUCACAGUCUGAUUUUGAUUAGAAAAAAAAAUAAAAUCAGCUUUAGAAAUUCAAAUUCAAAAUCAGAUGGCACAGAUUUACUUCCGUACGUCUGCCUGGCGAGAAAAAGAGAUUUUGUUAUUUGGCCAAAUUUGCAGCAUAUGAAUAGGAAAAAAACAGGACCUAGAACUGAACCUUGCGAGACACCACCAAAUAAGGUUUAACAAAUAGGAGAGAGAAGUCAAAGCGCGGGUUUGUUGACGAAACACGACUUUGAUAGUUGUUGUGAUGUUUACUGCAGAAAGGGAGAAGGUUAAAUAAGAGGAGAGGUACAGGAGCGAGAGGUAGAGGCAGAAAAAGAGAUGAAAUUUGAGGAGACAGGAAGCAGGGAAGAGGAAACCUCUGAGGACAGAACUGGGAAGAUAAAGAUGUGAAAGGACGGAGAGGUGAUAAAAGGAGAAAAGCGAAUCCCCUCAGGACGGCGAAGAGAGGGUUUCCAGCCCUUACAGGAAAACUCUGAUCUCCACUAAAGAGGACGCUGCAUGAAACUCCUCCUGCGAGUUAUUAACCAAUCAGUGAGCAGAGAGAGACCUGUAUGGACUGCAACAGCUCCAUGUAAGCCGUCUUAGCAGGACAUGCAGUUCCUUUUAACACUCAGAAUAUAUCAAAGACGUGACUGGGCACAAACCCUCGUAUAUUUCAGAUGAUCUCCUCCUCCUCCCAGAUGAUCCUGAUUAGCAGCAGAUAAACAGGCCACAGGUCAUUGCUUUCUCCCUCUACUGCUCCCAUAUCCAAUUAGAUGGCCUUUGAAUUUAUCCACUGAGACAUGGAGCACCAUCAAACCCUAUCCAAACUAAUUUCACACAUGAUUACACCCGUGCCCUCAGAACAAUAGUGCGAUGAUAGGUGUGAUGAUGGCUGACAGGGAAUGUGGAGGAAAAACGCAGGUUAGAUUCAACGCAACACAGACUCUCUGAAAUAUUCAACAUGUGAGCCGUUUUUAUCUCCUCUGCAGCGAAACAUCUUCUUCUAAUGCACAUGAGGAAGAAAAUCAGCUUAUUGAUUAAUCAUAGGGAAACAGCUACAAAAUGCAUGAAAUAUUGAAGCUUUUGAUUGGAGCACAAUGUCCGUAAUGUUCAGUUAUGAAGUUGUAAAGUAAGGCGGGGAUUGUCACUUUUGAUUGACACGAACAGCAAGUUAAAGGGAUAUUCCAGCGUAAAAUUAAGUUAGGGUCAAACACACAGUAACACUGAGUUAGACGCCCUGUCGAAAGAUGAAUGUUGCCGACCGCUUGCUUCUCUAGUUAUACCAACUUUAGUAACGACCAUGGAAAGCACUCAACCAAAACGCCACUCUAUAGCCACGAAUAAUGCUCAGAACAGCACCUAACUUCAUCAACAGGACAUAUAGGGUCACAGACAUAGUACUAGACACCAAACAUCUUUUUAACUUUGACUCAUUUCUUUAACAAAGAGACUAAACACAACUCACCUACUCUCUUCCAGCAGACGCUUGUUUGUAGAGAGACCUCAGGACAGUACAUUACGGACUACAGCGGGGUGACGCAGCUCAAGGAAGAACAUUUAUGAUCAUUUCUUCAUGGAAAUACAAUCAGACCGAGACGCUAAGACAGAAGAACUACCGCGUCUGUAAAAUGAUCAAUAUGGUGAUUAUUACUUCAAGGAAAUGAUAAAGAAAUGAUCAUAAAUGUUCUUCCUUGAGCUGCGGCACCCCGCUGUAGUCCCUAAUGGACUGGCCUGAGGUCUUGCUACAAACAAGCGUCUGCUGGAAGAGAGUAGGUGAGUUGUGUUUAGUCUCUUUGUUAAAGAAAUGAGUCAAAGUUACAAAGAUGUUUGGUGUCUAGUACUAUGUCUGUGACCCUAUAUGUCCUGUUGAUGAAGUUAGGUGCUGUUCUGAGCAUUAUUUGUGGCUAUAGAGUGGCGUUUUGGUUGGGGGCGUGGCUCUCUGUAUUGCUAUCCUGCGGUCGUUACUAAAGUUGGUAUAACUAGAGAAGAAAGCGGUCGGCAACAUUCAUCUCUGGAGGGGGGGUCUAACUCAGUGUUACGGUGUGUUUGACCCUAAAUUAAGUUUACGCCGGAAUAUCCCUUGAAGGUCCACUAAACGUCCUUGGACAGACACUCAGUUCUCUGCACCCUCAGCUGCAGCUUUGUCCUCCAUUGUUUGGAGUUGAUUGUUUCUAAUAUCAGCAAAAUCUGCAAAGCAUGAAGGCAGAGGGGAUUCGCACCGACCAUGCACUUGUUGCAGAUUUCUAAGAUAAUAUUGCGUACCUGAAUUAACACAGUCCUAUAAAGCAGAACAUAUUUUUAUCAGAGUGUUUCAUCUUUGUCAUGAAAAAAAAUAAAACAUUUAUUGUCAAAAUUCAACAAAAUUAAUGCCGAGCAUGUACCUGGGAGCAGUUUCCUAUUCAGGGACACUAAUGGAGAGAGAGCAGCAGCAGCUCUGGCAGCGGUUUGACGGUUUGACGCUCCAACAAUUAGGCAGCAGCUGUUCGAUCACAGUUCACUUUACCCAACAGUUUGACACACUGCCACACAAAGACGUGCCGAAACAGACGUGAUUACCCUUAGUUAAGAGAACCAGAGAGCGACGAAGACCUCUGCACAGAUGUCUGAACAGCUUCUCUCCCCUCUGCUUUAAACACACGCGCUGUCAUGCAUGCAGAAAGCGCGGCGCUGCCCUCAUUAGAUCGAGAAGGGAAGUCACGAAACUGAGAUCUGAGGAUAGUACAGAGAGAGGAGACUGUACCCUUGGAUGAGAUGUUCAUUAGAGCCUCACCUGCCAUUCUGCCACUGCUUCUGCAACUCACACACUUCGAGUCAUGCAACACUUUGCUGUCACACACGAGUGCGGCGAGCAAACAGCCGCCCUCAGCAGGCAGUAAAUAAUGAAUGUGACUCCGUAAAUCCAGCAUGCAGCGGGCUAAAGCUCGGCUAACAGCAGAGAGCAAUCAAGAGGCAGGUACAGUCUCCUUUCAACUCCUGUGGACAUAACAGCCGACCGUGAGCGGGUGAAGACCUCGGCAUCCUCAUCAUAGCUGUUGAUGAAGACGAGGCCGCCGCAGGGGGAACACACCCCCGACCUCUGUGAUGCAGGGUAGUAUCAUAUGGAGCCAUUAGAGCACCUCUCUCCAUCAGCGAUGCUCAUUUUUCUCCCCACCUCUCUCUCUGUUCCUGCAAAUGUGUUUCCUCGGCUCAAACGCCGAGCAGCCUGUUCCUCUCUCUGCUCCUUUUCAGGGUUUUCUAACAGAUUCUGAACAAAGAGAAACUCGUCCUGGAAAUGAGCUAAUCUGUCUGUUAGUGGCUCUUUCCUCACGGUUGUUUUGUGUCAUAACGCUUAAUUUAAUCUUAAUUUAAGACAUUUAUUAUAAAUUCAAAUCGCUAUAUGGUAUUUUGGUGCCCUGUGUGAGGCAUUCACGAUUAUUUAGAUGGUCAGAGAUGGAGUCAGGGUUGUCUUGAUGCUCCACUCGUCUUCGUGGAUCUUCUUCUAACAAAGUGAGCUGGGGAAAAACUGCCACACACUCGUCACUUCAGCGCAGACUCUUGCUUCAGUCAGAGAAACUGUCUCUCCUGACUGAGUGUGCCUGCAUUCAAGGUCAAACUGAGGUCGGGAGGUUCUGCCGCUUUUUGGAAAGUGUAUUCAUUUCUUCAAUUAUUCAGAGUGUUAUCUAAACUUGACAGCCGCCAUGCUCCUCAUGAUGCUCCAGAUUCGACGCUGCAGGUGUUAACUUGGAGCCGAUGAAACGUGCACAUUUUUACUGAGGGGACAUUCAAGGUCGCUGUACUUGGUGAAUCAGAGCCAAUCAGAGGCGAAGGAGGGCAGGACCUUACCCUAUCAUCCUACAAAAAAAAAAAAAAUUGCCUCUGGGAAAUUUGGAGGUGACGAGUCGGAACUACGGGAGAGGGGUGUGUCGAAUACAGAGAGGUGAUUGGAUGGAGAGGCGGAGCAGGAGAUUAACCAAUAGGAGCUGUCCGGGACGGAUGGCUCUCAUUGGUCAAUGUUUUUGCAGCCCUGCAGCUGAUAGGGUGAACGGAUUUUUUUCCAUUCUUGUUUCUCUUCACUUUGUGGAGAUCACACUAUAGGACCAUGAUCGCCAUAGAAACGAGGUUCAUAAUAAUGACCAAUCUCUCCAAUCGUCAACCAUGCCUUCCACGCUUAUAUCUCCAUGGCGGCGAUUAAAAGCGUAGACGGACCAGCACGGAUCUGUGUUAGAUCUGAGUUAUUUAUGCUCACGCUGUUACAUCGGCUAAUUUUUCUGUGUCUAAAUGAACUCUGUUGAAUAAAACAGAUGUUGUUUACGUUCAGCUGAAUGACCAGAGUGGAUUACACUGAACGUACGCAAACAGGCUCAUUUACUCCGCCAAGGUCUGAGUUUCUUUCAGCGUAGAGCUGCGUGGUAAUUCUACAUUCACUGUGAAUAAAAGAAGUAGGAUGGCAUGAUGAGUUGUUAAUCUCGAGCAAGGUUGGAGGUAAACAGUAAAAGAGGAUGAAAAACAGUUUUGGUUUAUUUUCUGAAAAGAUUCUGUCUCAUUUGUUUUUGAAAACCUGCAGGUCAGCGGCCUUCACAGACUCCAUACUUCAGCCUGUAGAUUCAGUCCAGAAAAAACAGACAGGAGUUUGUUGGUCAUGUGUAACUUCAGGAUUUACUGUAUGAAAUGAUAGAAUCUGAACACUGUGAAACGAUACAGUCUAAUACGGUACAUUUCAAUGGGAUACCGAGGAGUUCAGUAUCACACGUUACAAUACAGUUUAUACAAUUCAACACAAUUUGAAACAAACAGACCUGAUGACACAUAUUAAUACUGUAAAAGACAAUUUAUAAGGACUUGAUUCAAACAAAGUAAUAUAUAUCAUACAAUAUGAUAUAUGUUUUUAUGUGAUUUCAUACAGUUUAGUAUGAAACUAUAGAAUAUAGUGCGAUAGAGCAUUACUAUACAUAACAUUACUUGACAUUACGUAACAUUAUUUUACCAUAUUUUUACCUUCUGUUACCUGAUGCUGUGUUAUGGGGCCAUACGAUACUUUGCGUUAUGUUGUAUCAUGUUAUGUUAUAAUACAUUAUGUUAAAUUAUGAUACCUUACCUUAUGUGUAUUACACCGUGUUACGUUAGGUUACAUUGUUUUACGUUAAGUUACGUUACAGGUUACCUUAUGUCAUUUUAUGUUACGUCAGUUUACAUUACAUAAAUUUAUAUUAAAUCAGUUUAUGUUGUGCUAAGUUUUGGUAUGUCAUGUUAUGUAACGUAAUGUUACAUUAAAUUACAUUACAUCUAUAAUUCUAUGAUAUGUUUGGUUACAUUGUUUUACGUUACAUUAUGUUGGUUUUCCAUCAGGUUAAGUUACGUUACAUAAUGUUAUGUUAUUUUACCUUACAUCAUUUUACGUUAAUUUAUGUUAAGUCAAAUUAUGUUGCACUAAGUUUUAGUACGUGGCAUUACAUUAGGUGACAAUAUGUUACAUGACGUAACAUUACAUGAUGUAACGUUACGUGACAUUACAUUACGUGGCGUUAUGUUACGUGGUGUUAUGUUCCAUUGCGUGUUACUCCUUCUCUUCACAUCGCAUCACGUCAUUUCGAUUGCGCCUUUUAUGAUAUUCAUCACCUACUUUUGCCUGAAUCUGCUAAACUGCAGCCACUAUUAGGCGAACAAAUUUAACAAAUCAAGAUUAUGUGAUUGAAAGACGACAGGUCGUCUGAUACGAACAGGGAAACACAUUCUUAGAGACCACACACAACAAAUACUGAACAUUAGUCAUAUAACACAAAGGAGCAGCGUAAAUAAGAGAACAACAAAAGAUGAACCAAAGUUCAGCCUCAAAAACAUUUUUGAACAGAGAGGAGAUAAUUUAAAGCGGUUCAGUUUAUGUGAGGAGACGCUGUACUGUUGGCCCAAAGCUAAGAGCUCACUUCCUGGUCAGACAACACUCUGCCUGUCUAAGAACUGGACCAUCAUACACCGACUUGAGUCCAGACCUCCAUGGAGGUUAAAGGAAGAGUAGAUUUUUUUCAGGCGACAGUAAUCCUCAGUGACCUCACUCCUCUAAGACACAUUUAUCGAUCACCCUUUUCUUCCUUUAGAUUGUGUGCCUCUCAUUUCCUCCUAAAUCAGACUAUUGUCAUACGCCCGGUUAUAAAUUAGCAUCAGGCUUCAGUGGAGAACAGUGAGAUAUGAGCCGUGCCUCGUAUAAAUCAACACCGCCGGAAUAAUGCUGAUAUCACUGAUAUGAAUUAAGCUGUAAAUUAUUUCCCUCCAUAUUUCUCUGAGACAGUUCGUUCAGUCGGAUUUAGAGAAAAUGUUCAGCAAAGACCAGAAAAUAAGUGUAGGAUUAGAUUUAUGCUCCUAUCAGUGGAGCUUAGUGGAUGGAUUAUUAAACCGCUAAUCGUGUUUUCUGCUCCGAGGCUUUUAUCACAGCCAGCUUGAAUGGUCUCAUAUCAACUUUAGGUCACAUAGACACGUAAUUGCACACUCAUUUCAGCUUUUUUAAUGAGAUAACUUACAAGAAAAAGUGGUCUUUGUCGAGGCUAAAGGAACAAAGGAACGAAUGCAGAGUCAGACUGAGAGGACCAGGACUCACUGAGACGUCAUUUCCAUAAAACUGAUUUAUGAUAUAAUUUUGUAUCCUCUUCUUCUUGUGCUGUUUGAGGAAAUGUCCCGACAGGUCUUCAAAAUCCAGAGCAGCUCUGAAGUGAUGUGUGUGUCUGUGAUGUUUCGCACGAACGAGACAAGAAAGGAGAAAGAUGGAACAGGGUCCAGUCCAGUCCUGCUUUCUUUCCAUUUUCACCUUCUGCUCGGAGGGAAAAUGUCCCAUCUGUGUCUGAGCCCCACGUCAGUCAGUGUUUCAGUCGGCAGGGCGGAGGAGCGAGUCUGAUUCUGGUCUUCUGUCCCCGAUGAAUCAGCUGAUAACAGAAGUCUUUUUUUUUUUUUAAUGCAGCUGUUCUUCUGUCUCUGUGUGUGAAUCUAAAACACGGCUCAAAGUGAUCAUUAAACUCAUAAUUAUAGAUCCAAACAGCUGGAGUUUGUAUUUUAAAUGUUGAUGAGCAGCUCCAGAUGUUUCUGAAAAGAUAAUUAUUCAGACUCUGAUGAUCAUUUUCAGAGUUUUCUGACUGCACAGGGCCUCCAGUUUUUUUUUAACUGGACUGAGCCACACUCAGUAAUGUUAAUGUCAUGUAAUAUGAAUUGAUAUAAUAGAUGAUAUUUCACAUAUUUAAUAGAAAGUUAAAAUUCUGCUUUAGUUUUUUUGGCCUUUGUAAAUAUUCAAGUGCAGUUCCAAAAGUUUGAAUAUUAUGAAAAAGUUCGAUGAUCAUCUCGGUAUAAUUUUAAUUUGUAGUAAUUAUAUGUAGAAUGAAAUAAUUAAUGUAAAGUGUUUUUAUUUUUUUAUUUUUUUUAUUGUGACAUUUAAGGCCCAUAGCCCAGGACAAUCACAAUUCAAUACUGAAUACUUAGACUCAAUACUUAGUUGGAGCUUCAUUGGUAGUUUUGGCGCAGUGGGCAGGUGCAAAAUCAAGCUAGUAGAGCAAAUGAGCAUCGAAGUGAAGCUUGUCAGCUUCCAAGUGGUCUAAACUCGCCUGGAUUUAGUCUUGAUAAAACACAGUAGACCCACAGCAGCAGGUGGCAUGGUACUCUUCAAGGAUAUUCCAGCGUAAAAUUAAUUUUGGGUAAAACACACUGUAACACCAUAAAUGUUCUUCCUUGAGCUGCGUCACCCCGCUGUAGCCCGUAAUGGACUGGCCUGAGGUCUCACUACAAACAAGCGGCUGCUGGAAGAGAGUAGGUGAGUUGUGUUUAGUCUCUUUGCUAAAGAAAUCAGCCAAAGUUAAAAAGAUGUUUGGUGUCUAGUACUAUGUCUGUGACCCUAUAUGUCCUGUUGAUGAAGUUAGGUGCUGUUCUGAGCAUUAUUUGUGGCUAUAGAGUGGCGUUUUGGUUGAGGGCGUGGCUCUCUGUAUUACUAUCCUGCGGUCGUUACUAAAGUUGGUAUAACUAGAGAAGCAAGCGGUCGACAACAUUCAUCUCUGGAGGGGGGGUCUAACUCGGUGUUACGGUGGGUUUGACCCUAAAUUAAUUUUACGCAGGAAUAUCCUUUAAUCCCGACUUCUUCAGUGGCUGACCCUCCUUGUGGGGCGAGUCUUUGAUUGUCUUCUGGACAAGUCCUACCCACAUUUGUGGCAUCUUGUCUAAAUCUAGACUAUCACAUCUAGACUUCGAUAUUCAGCCUCUCUGAUUUCGGCAGCUUCUGUUUUACUUCCUUUAACUCUACUUUCUCUAUAAAAGCACCGACACGGUGAUCCUCCUGUUACCUAACACGCUCAGACGACCUGAUAACAGGUACUAUCAGAGCUGGAUAAGCAGAGGAGCGAGUGAGCAAACGUUCAAUAGAAGCGUCCAAUCAAAACUCCAGACUGUCACAGUCUUUUGACGAUGAAUAGAACGUCUUUGUAAUAAAGUCUGGGUCAUUCGCCGGAGUAGAAAUGACAUCCUCAGAAACACUGAGCGUCUCCACUCUCCCUCUUCUCCCAUUUUCUUUUACUGGGUUUCCUAACAGCAUCAGGGGAAAUUACUUUCAGAUCCAGGACCCCCGAGAAGACCAGAUCUCUCCGACUGACAAUUCAUUACUUCCACCAGUUUGGCUGUAGAUAUUUGACGAGGGGAAGGAAAGAUCCAACACAAUUUUUCUACGGACUGAAUAUGUGUAACGAUUGAUCGACUUUCCACUUAACUUGAUUAAUUUUCUCCUGUUCGAUUCCGACAAUUACAUACGACAUCUGUAAACCAAACAUGAGCAGCUCUCUGAAGCGUUAGAGGAAACAGCCGCUGCAGAGUCUGGACUUUCAUAAAGGAGAGGGUGGAGGUAGAAAAACCACACAAAGGUGGUGCAACUUGAUGCAUACCAAAAAGAGAAGAAAGGCAUCGCGGCGCUGUGCUGGGCUUCACAUGCCUGCAGAAUCUCAGCAUCCGUCUGCUAAAGCUGUGUGAUGUGAAACAGAGGAAAAUGAAACCUCCAUAAUGAGGUGCAGAGCUGCUCUCACCCUGAAAUAGACCCUGCAGUCGGGCCCUGGUGGAGUCAGCGGCGGGUGUGUUUGAUGUGUUGUGUUGGAGAUCAUUAAUUGCCCUCUCGCUGGAGCUUGUGUGUUUGUAGUGUCCACUCAGGUCUGCCCCUCUCUGGAUGGAGCGGUGAUUGGCCUAAUAAAGAGGGCUUUUGAUUCUCUGUGUGUGUGUGUGAGGAGAAAAGCAUUAGCCUGACAAGAGUGUGUGUGUGUGAGUGUGUGUGUGUGCCUUUCCAUUAGUGUGACCUGUGGGACUGAAGUGAGUAAACUAAAGGUCCAUUUUUCAUGCCUUGAGUUGGCGGCUUUUCACAGCAGCCUGAAAAAUGUUUGCCAGCUUAUCCAGACUCAGCCUGCGUGAAAUUUCAUCUUUGUUUUUAGGAUCAAAAUACUGACGGACAGACGGACGACGCCACGCUCGUUUAAUUCCAGGGAGAAAAGCUCGCCGAGCCAGUGACCAGAGCUACAGACCUACGAUAAUGAGAAUAAUAUUUAUCUGUUAAACGGACUUAUAAGGGUGGUGAUGGUUUAUCUUUUUACGAGCAAAUCCGCCAAUGGUAGCUGAUCGUAACCAUUCAAGUUAACGUGUCAAUUUACACUUCUUCUGCGGAUCGCCGGACUCCUCAGCUGAUCGCAAUAGUUCUACUUUUCUUGAUGCCGGAGCGUGUCAGCUGCCAUAGCAACAAAGUAACAAGUGCAACAAGUGCCAUAGGUUGCUAUGGGUCCGCUUGGUCAGUUGUGAAAGCAACCUAAGUUAAUUGGAAGCUCAAGUGCACUUAAACAUUUUCAGAUCAGACAGUGACAAACCGAAGCAGAGAUAAGUAAAAAUCUAGUUGUGCAACAUUAAUAUAUGGAGCGAUUAUCCAGUGAUCGUGUUCAGCCUCAACCAAAACUCACUGCAGUUUAGAACGGAUCGACAAAAAGUGCUAAAGCUGCUCAAAAUUAACAUGUCGGGGGAAAAAAAUAGCGACUGCAACGUCAAUCUAAAGCCUCCAUUUCGAUCUUUUUGUAGCCGUUAUCGAUGCGGUGGAAAUCUGGGGUUAGAGUGAUGUCGGCUGUGUGACAGUAUUUUUCGUUAAAGUCCGAAAAAGACGUUGCAGCUGAGUGCAAAACUUGUCGUGCACAAGUUUGUGCCAAUAUAGGAUUAAUAUUUAAUCAUCCCUGAUAUCAUCACUCCCAUCAGCCCCUGCUCGGCGUGUUUACAUGAAGCAGAGUAGAGUAAACUUCAAAAUGCGAGUCCACACUCUGAUCAUGUUCUCUCUUUCCAUAAGCGCUCCUCCUGCACACUUGAACCCUCUUCGCACUCUGCAGAGAUGAGCGUCCAUUGUUGAGCUGCUUUCAGAGACGUUUAAAGACCUGAGGAGAAUAGGGUGGAUGAUGUCGCUCGCAGGAGAGCCGUGGUAAUAACACGGUGUCAGUAUCUCCACAGCUGCUGGAGGUUGUGAAUUGGAUUGUGUGACCGGCAUUGGAAAAGCUUCCUUCAAGACCUUUUUUCUUCUCGAGACUCACGGGGGGAUAAGAAAGGUCCUAUGGUGCAGCGGUAUAGUGAUAAAAAGGUCUUUAUGGUCGUGUAUGAAAGCGGAGAGUGAAAGAGAGGGUGGAUGAGAUACAAAGAGACAAGAGAGGAAGACGAGGACUUUAUGUCAACGCACUCGCCGAGAAUAGGAUGAUUGACACGUUCGUCAGAGGAAAGAUACUUCUCAAGGAAACACUUUCCUCCUAAACUCUGACGACACGUGAGCGUUAGACAUUUUUGUUUAUUCCAGUGAAGAUGGAGGUGACAUGGACAUGACAUGGACUCCUCUACUACUGAGCCAUGAUGUUGUAACACAUGUAAGGAUGUGAUUGGACGUUAUCGAGGUCUUUCCUGGAAAAGUCAUUGUUUGGAUGACAGGAUGUGUCGCUUCAGAACCUGUAAACAUUACAAAGAGUCUACACGGAUGCGGAAGCUACCGUUACCAUGGAUACCUAUGAGUCCUACAGUGUCCAAGCUGUGUGGUCUUUAUCCUCUUUAAACUGGAUGUGGCAGAACCAAACGUUGAAGAGACACAAAGACCUCACAGAUGCAGGAGCUUAAGACAUGUGACCAAUAAGCACAGAUAAAUUUCAUUUAAGAGUAACAGGGAACAUUUAAGAUUGACAAGUGAUUUUUUAUAUCGUGACAUAUAUCGAUAUCAAUAUAUCAAUGAAAUCAAUAUAUUGUGAUAAACUUUUUACCAUAUCGCCCAGCCCUAGCGUACAGUGAAAAUUGCUGCCAUUCCGGAUGCAGUGGAAAUCCCAGGUUAGAGACACAGCAUCUCUACGUUGACGUUUUAGAAUUUUAGGAUUUAUUUUUGGUAUAUUAUGACUGAAAGGAUGUCGGCGGCAGCAGUGCUUAUAAAGACCGACCCCUCGUACUAAACAUGGAGUACAUGAUACAGAUACACUCUCUUCAUACAACUACCAACACUUUAAUAUUCACUCUUCAAAUCAGAUCGAGUAAUGAACGUGCUUUAAAAUUUACAUUAAUAAUCAUUCAUCAUUUUCUCUACAAUAUUGAGAAAUAACAUUAUUCUUGUAAAGUAUCUUAAAGUUUACCAGAGGACGACAUUUUCUUAUUUCUACUGGACAGUCGUUUUGAUAUUUUUACCUGUUUUACAAACAAACAAAAAUUUUUGACAUCUGUUCGUGUUUUCGGUUUCUCCAAUAAUCCACAGCCUCUUCGGGUUCUUUCCAUACCUUGUCAUGUUACCUGUGUGUUAAAAACUAACAGUAUUCAAUUUUUGAUGAAGUGUUGAAAUAAUUGGAAUAUUUUACUUUAAAUCAUCUGGAGCUUUUUCUAACCCUUCUUCUCCAAACUUCGGCUCAUAUUCGAACCUUUCCAGCUGCUGAUGACGCCUGAAUCAUCCCGAGUGAAGUAUUUAAGGUCGUAUCGAGUCCAACAGACACUAAAAACAAACCAACAGCUUCACCUUUAAUGUGACCGUAGGAGGAAUGUGGACAAACUCUCUCUGACGGGGACAUAUAACUCAUCUCAGGAUCCUUCGCUCGCUCUGCUUUUAGAGGCAAUAUUCCUUAUUUUUGUGACUCUUUCAUUCCGGGGACAGUCUCUCUCUUUCCUUGGCAACACUCUCCGCUGUGAGAGACAAAAAGAUCCGGGGGCGAGGUUUCGUGGAAGUUAAAGAUGGACUGAUGGGUGAAAGUGUAAAAGUUAAGCAGGAGAGAGUAAGUCGUGGGCCUCUGUUUGUGGUUUGUCUUUCUCGCCUUUGAGAUUUGAUCGAAAAACAAGAGCACCAAUCUCUCCCACCUCGAUUCAGGCGGUGCACUUCAUUUUCUAAAGUGCGGCUCCUCAACCCUGAGAGGCUCUCAGAGUCUAAAGAAGAUCUCUGUGGACACAGGAGUCGAGUUUUUGAUCUGCGAUACAAAGAGAAGUGACAGGAUCUCUCAUCUAAAGUGUUUUGUUCAUGUUGCUGCUUCUUCGCUCUCAAAAUGUGCCGAAAAUCCACAACUUUAAAAAUGAUAUAAAAUCACUCAGUGGAGGAGAGUUUGGGCUCAUUUGACUUCUUCUUCAAAGGAGUUAUAUGUUGACAUGCAAAUGUGAUGAAUUAAUUAUAUUGUUUUUGUAUCAUAUCCUAUUAAAAUGAAUCAUAUCAUCUAAAAAAAAGUUCAGAAAAUUGUCUGAAUCCUCCUUUGGCCACGACUGCCGACACAAGCAAGAAAACAAAGUAAAUACCGGAGACUCUGGAGGAAUAACGGGCGCUUAAAACGGAGGUAGACCGGACAAGAGCUAAAAAGCCGGGUCAACAUAAACCAUGGGGGACGCUUGGGGAUCUUGGUGACCCUGUAACCUUUCUGCUGGACAGGUAAACCGCUUUAACAAAGUAAGACAAGUGUCUGUAACAGAAGUGUUUCUUGUCAAACGGACCUGCUGUAGCGUGUUGUAGCGCCAUCGCUAAACUGUCCUCCCUCGGGUCCUGGACAAGGUUUCUACCAAAAACUGGAACUAACUCAGAUCCUGACUACCAUACCGUUAACAUGCACGGUUCAUGUCGUCUCCUGCAUGUGGGACCAUCGUCACAGAUGCAUUCUGGGUAAUUAAAAAAGUGCACGACAGCCAUUUCUUAUUAUGAAUGCUCGUGCAUGUGUUCGCUGCACCAUUAUGACGUCUAGAAAACUGAGUAUUGAGUGUUUUUGAUUAAAGGGCCAUUCCCCCAAAUCACCACUUUCUUACCCUUCUAUAAACAGAACCUUAAAUACAAUAAAAUACAUUUAACAUCCACAUAAAUGAACUAAAACCUUUAAACUAAGACUGAGUCUAAAACAGCAGCUCAGCUUAACUCCAGCCUCAGAUCUCUCCGGACACUCGCCGCGGUCCAGACCCUGAGAUCCUUCACAAUCAUGUCAGUGCUUUCUUGGCUCGUUUCCUGCAGCAUCAUGAGAUUCAUUGUUUGUCCUGUAACAGAGGAGACCAGGAUUCCUCCAAUCAGGGAGAUUGUGUUCUGCGGAGCCACCUGAGACACGUCACAUCACUCAGAGCCGAACGCUCGCUGAAUGAAGUGAAGCUCGUCGCGGCGCAGCUGAGACGCAAAGAUGAAAAUCUUCUGCGUCUCUAUUUCAGUCACAUCUUUUCUUUUUUUCAUCUCCACCUUUCGCCUUUACUCACAUCCAACUUUAAUCUUGUUUUUCACACAUGCCACUAAUAGAUUACCCCCUGAACCUUCACGGAAACACAUUAGCAGCUGGUAAUGAUUUGUGGGUUUGCUUGUGCGGCGUGUUUAAUCGAGGGCUUAGAGUUCAAGAUUUUAAUUAGUCUGUUUUUAUUGAAUGUUGGGGGAUUAAAGUUUGCAAAGAGAGAAUCAUGAGCUGAGGUGUUUAUUUGGAGUCGACUUUACGUUGAAACGUAGAAGAUCUCCUAAAACGUUUGUUUCCCGUCGAACCAGAUUUAUGCAUCGUGUUAAUUUGAGUGCUCGCUUUACUGCGGCGUAAAUCUCGGUCAGAGACGCGGGAACAUAUGCACCUGUGAGGGUUCAUCGUCCGACUCUCUGACAGACUCGUCUUCCUCUUCAUCUCUCACUCAUCGUCUUCUCUGCGUUAACAGCGGGCUGAGGGCGGAGGAAGGAGGAUGAAAGGAGCCUAUCUGAUGACUCUUUCAUCCGCCGUGCUGCUCGCUCUCAAAUAUUAAUAAUCACUUUGAAUUAUUCACCAUCCCCCGGCCUGGAGUGAGCGUGCUGUCACACGCUGGCACAAAUGUGGACAGGCUGUCUUGACUCAUGCUGUAGUCCAGGCGACUGCGUAUGUGUGUGAAAACGGAGUGAAUCUGAAUCUGUCAGGGAUCCUUCCACUGGAAACAACACCUGAAAACAUCAACAUGAAGGGAAACGAUCUCUGCUCUUUGGUUUUGAUCGGUAACUCUCCAAACUUCUUCACUUCUGCACAAAAACAGCUUUUUAAACAGUUUCUUUCUUUGUCCCACUUUCAAAUAUUACAUGAUUUUUUUCUCUAUUCUGUUUUGUUUUGUCUAUUUUUAAGGUUAGUCAGGAUCUGAGUUAGUUCCAGUUUUUAGGAGAAAUCUUGAAUGUAAACUCUACCCCUCCCAUCCAGUUUUCCCCUCAGCUCCUCCUCUCCCCUCAAGCCCCGCCCACAAACAGACGCUCCUGCUCGCUCGUAUCGUUCCAAUUAAAUUCAGAUAUAAUGCAGAUAAAUACUUCAGAUCAUUACAAAUGGGGCCCAGUCAAGGUGAAAGUCAAAAGCAUUGGUGCUACUGUAGAUGCCAACAGACUACCAGCAAACACAAUGUUUGCAGGACUUCUACAACGAGGAUAAAGUGACAUAGUCCAGGACCCGAGGGAGGACAGUUUAGCGAUGGCGCUACAACACGCUACAGCAGGUCCGUUUGACAAGAAACACUUCUGUUACAGACACUUGUCUUACUUUGUUAAAGCGGUUUACCUGUCCAGCAGAAAGGUUACAGGGUCACCAAGAUCCCCAAGCGUCCCCCAUCGUUUAUGUUGACCCGGCUUUUUAGCUCUUGUCCGGUCUACCUCCGUUUUAAGCGCCCGUUAUUCCUCCAGAGUCUCCGGUAUUUACUUUGUUUUCUCGCUUGUGUCGGCAGUCGUGGCCAAAGGAGGAUUCAGACAAUUUUCCGAACUUUCUGGUUGGUUUCUACUGUCCGAUAUUGUAGCACGCUAACUUUGUUUGGGCUCCUGAACGACACGGGGGAGCAGCAUUUUCUUGUUGACUGUUUUCUUGUUGCCUGGUUUGGUGUUGACUGUUUUCUUGCUGACUGUUUUCUUGUUGACUGUUUCUUGUUGACUGUUUUGGUGUUGACUGUUUAUGGUUGACUGUUUUCUUGCUGACUGUUUUCUUGUUGACUGUUUUUUUGCUGACUGUUUUCUUGUUGACUGUUUUUUGUUGACUGUUUUGGUGUUGACUGUUUAUGGUUGACUGUUUUCUUUUUGACUGUUAUCUUGUUGACUGUUUUCUUGUUGACUUAUUAUGGUUGACGUUUUCUUGUUGACUGUUUUUGGUUGACUGUUUUUUGCUGACUGUUUUCUUUUUGACUGUUUUUUGCUGACUGUUUUCUUGUUGACUGUUUUCUUGUUGACUGUUUAUGUUUGAGUGUUUUCUUGCUUGUGUCGGCAGUCGUGGCCAAAGGAGGAUUCAGACAAUUUUCCGAACUUUCUGGUUGGUUUCUACUGUCCGAUAUUGUAGCACGCUAACUUUGUUUGGGCUCCUGAACGACACGGGGGAGCAGCGUCUGCCUCACAACCAAUCAGGUUAGAGGAGGUGGAGAAAGGCUUUGUUUACAGUCAGAAAGAGAAAAUGUUGACGACACAGACAUAAGAGAACACAGAGAUAUCGAUAUAUUACCAAAUGUCAUCAAUAACUAAAAACUAUUGACUGAUAUUAAAAGAUUUUUUGUAUAAACACCUCAUAAAAAGACACUUCUAUAACAGAUUCCCGCCUUUAAAAUCCUGUUUUUGUGCCCCUGAGUGUCGUCUUGCAGGCGCGUUGUCAGGCGUUAUUACCUGAACGUCGCCUCAUGUUUCCUCCUGUGUGUCGGAUAUUUCAGCAGCUCUUGUUUUGUCUCAGAACGUCUCAAAGGUUUUAAAGAAGGAAGCGUCUGUUUUUACCGCAAUCAAGCGUUUCCUGUUUACGUUACGAAGUGAACCAUCAGAACCGUCCUCGUGUGUUUCCUCCUCUCACAAGAAUACCGACGCCGCGUUAUUGAUCUGUUUUUCCCUUUUGCAGCUCCGUUUCUCUUCAUUACAGGGAAACUUGUUUUGCGCAGAGAUGAUUUAUUCUGCCCUUUUCAUAUUCACUCACUCCUUUGUCUCACUUCCUUCCUCUUUAGUUUGCAUGCAAAGAAAAUAAUCGAAAAAACAAACGCACAGUUCUUUGUGUUCGUGCUGUAAAGCUGCAGGAAGGUCGACCUCCAUGAAACUCAACUCUCUCCGACUAAAGCAUCUCACAACUCAUCGUCCUCUCUUCUUCUUCUUCUUUUAUCACUCCCUCCUCAUUUUUCUCCGCUGCCUCUGUCAGGAACCUUGAACUCCGUAAUUAUGAUGCAAUUAUUAUUCCACUGAAUGACAGAGCGAGAGAAAAGGGAGGAAGCGGGAGAAUAGAAACGCAGAGGGAACAGGCCAGAACAUCAUCAGGGAUUGUUUCUGAAGGCCAGAAGAUGAGAGACCUCAAAGACAGAAGACGAGAUGUUCUGCAGGAGAGAAAAAGAGCGAGUUUGAGGGUUCAUCUGGGUAGACUCGCUCCCUGAUGCAAGAGAAGAGGAGAGAGCCGAACAGCCAUAAAAUAUUCCCUCUGAAGACUCUGCUGCCUGCGAAAAAACAGGAGGAAGAGCGAGGAGCAAAAGGAGGAGAAGGAAGAGGAGGAGGAGGAGGAGAGGGCAUAGAGAGACAACAGAUAAAUUGGGGAUGAAGUGAGAUAUGAAGAAGUGAGAAGAGAUGAUGAGUGAGAUGGAUGGAGGAGGUGAAGAGGGUAAGAGUCGGACAGGAGGAUUGACAGAAACACGGACGGAGCCGAAGGAGAGAAAGAAAAGUGAUGUGAAGUAGAAGGAGAGUGAUAUACUGAGGAAGAAGAGGGACGAGGAAGAGAGCUGUCAGGAUCGUAGAGCUGGUCGAUUGAUCAGAUUUUACUUCAUCAUUAACAUCUCAGAUCAACGUGAAAGGAGGAAGUUUAGGAGCUUGACUCUUGGUGACGAUGAGGAGGACGAUGGACGAUAACUACUCCACCAGCUGCUCACCUCCUCCCACAUUAACUUCGUCUACUUCAGCCGCUACAACUUUCUCUCCGUCCUCCAUCUCCUCACCUGUCUUUCCCUCUUUGUUACAGACUGGAUGGGGCGGAGUCACGUCUCUGACAUGAAACCAUAGCCUACCUACACACAUCCAAAAACAACUUUGAUUCAUUUAUUUUUUGACACUGAAUAUACCGAUAUGAGCAGAAUGACAUCAGUAAUUGUCGUAAAUUUCGGUAUCGGUAAAUUUUCAGUUUAUCACCUCAGCCCUGACCUCAGAACUGUCACUGUUUCUGGAGGCGGAGCUUAAAGGACAGUGAGAACAGAUAGUAGGAGACAGAGCUGCACAUCUGCGUAAAAACUGCACAUUGCUGAACACAAUGGAUAUCGUCAUACAGGAGCAGACUGCAGUGGGACUUAUUUACUGCAAAGUCUGCAGUGUAUCAAUAUCUGCGUUUACAUGGGAACAAAUAAUCGGAACAAAAAAAGCGUCAUGUAAACAUGUCGAUCGGAAGAUUCUGAUCCAAUUCGGCUCAAUCGGAGAGAAACUGUAUGCUGAUCGAGAGGGGUGGUUUAUGCCGAUCGUUAUUCCAAAACACGUCAAUGUUAACAGUUAUUCCAUCACAUCUGCAACCUUUGACAGAACAGUAAAAUACAUACACAAGGGCGCCAUCUAGUGACACACUUAACAGUGGGAGAACUCCUGGAUUAGAUGACGUGAGCCACGACUUCGUAUGUUGGUUUGUUGACAAUACAGACGCAAAUACAACUCUUCUUCUGCUUCUGCGGUUGUUUUAGUGAAAUCAGACGACUCUGCGCUUGUCCAAAUACUUCUUAUCUGAAUAAAACUCUGUGCAUGUAUAAACACGUCAUGAUCAACAGUGAAUUCAGACUCAGACUGAGUUCUUUGAGUUGCAUUAAAUCCAGUUUAUCAACCUCAGAUGAAGCAAAGAUCGGACGCAUUUCUACAAUUUAGUGAAACUAUACCGCUAAUAAAGAAGGACGAUAUUUAAUGAAACACUUCUGUGGAAACCAGUCAGAGGAAAAAAACGAACAUUUACAACUUGGACUGAAUAGAUACAGAUACUAAUACUAAUAACAUAUGAGACACAUGUUCAGUUGUGGAAACCUGCAGCUGUAUUAAAAACAACAGCAGGAAGGAUGAGAGGGAUCAGAGGAAGAUAAGGGUGUGAAUAAACGGAUAACAAGUGAAGAGGAGGAAAGAAACAGUAAUAAGAGGGAUGAUGAAAGGAUGGGAGUCUGAAAGACACAGAUGUUUGAGAUGCGAGGGAAUAAAUGAGUGAGAGACCUCAAAAAAAAGGAGCGGGGUGAAGGAAGAGGACAUGAGGAGGAGGAAAGGCAAAGGAGGAGACAGGGAGGAAGGAGGAAGGAAAGAAAGAAGAAGAGGGAGUGUUGAGGAAAGAUGGGAGCGUGCAGAAGAGCCGAGGGCCAGACUGAACCGAGGAGGGAGGGAGGGAGAGAGGGAGAGAGGGAGGGAGAGAGGAGGAAUAUUUGACUGCAAUGCGUUUUUAUGGAGUUUUAUUGAGGGCAGCAGAAGCUGAAAAACCUUCAGAGUGUCUGAAGUCAGAGAGGCGAAAAAUCUGCAGAGUCAAAGCAGCGAAGACGCUCUUCAAACAUGACUGACGGAUUUAUGAGUUGUUGACUCUUGUCCUGUCUGCAGAGGACCCUGAUCUUUUAGCUGCUCAGGUGGACAGUAGACGUCCAACAGAGUCCACAAACUGAAAGUAAAAGUUUUAUUCAGCCGUGUUGAUGUGAACUCGACCCCAAAGUACCAAAUUAUGCAGUAAAGAAGUGUAUGUGUAAUAUUCUUGGAUAGAGGAGCCCCGAGGCAAACCAGAUCCUGGACCAACAGGACUGGGGUUCAGCCUCCAGGCUAUCAGGUCGUAAGUUAAGACUAAACCUGACAGGAACAAAAACUGCAGAAACUACAAGACCAGAAAAAGAAACCGCAGGGUCAUCUCAGGAUUAAGAUCGGGACCAACCCAGUCCGCUGGAUCACCGACAAUCCCAGGUGACUCCAUUAAUGUAGUUCACAGUUUCUCAGGAACUAUUCUGUGUAUCUCUACGGGAUGAAAAGUGUUCAGAAGUUUACCCUUUUAGUGUAAAUAUGUCAAUAGUUUCUGUUGUGUGUUUGUUCCAGUCCCAAUAUUUCUUCUCCUGAUAGACUUGAGAGAAUGAUGUUCAGGUGAGAAAAGGCUCGGUCACUGUAGAUUUAUGUGGUUUUAGAGCAAAGUACUGUUGGGAUCAGUUUCUGUUUUAGUUCUUUGGUUGACUUUGAUGGUUCUGAAUCUACUGUCUCAUUUAUUUUACAUCAUUUUUGCUCCAUAAACUGAGAGCUGAAACAAUAUAGUUGAUACAUAGAUUAUAUACUAAUAAUCCGAUGUUUCUUCUCCUCUCUCCUCAGAUACACUAAGAUGAAAACAGCCACCAACAUCUACAUCUUUAACCUGGCCCUGGCCGACUCUCUGUUCCUGGCUACUCUACCUUUCCAGGUAUGACAGCAUCGACCAACUCCACUCUGAACUUCAUGAAACAUCAUAAAAGCGUCUCUCUCUCUCUCUCUCUCUCUCUCUCUCUCUCUCUCUCUCUCUCUCUCUCUCUCUCUCUCUCUCUCUGUCUCUCUCUCUCUCUCUCUCUUUCUCUCUCUCUCUCUCUCUCUCCCUGUUGGACGUAUCGCUGCUGUAAAGUCAUUUAGUUUAAUGUUGAGGGAUGUCUCAGUCAUCCUGAUGGUAAUUAAAACCGUUUAUGGUUGAAACUUGAUAUGAAAAGUGUUGAGUUUUAUCCCGCUCUCAGACAAGGAUCAUAAACUUUACUGUCUAAAUGAUUCUUCGAUGGCGGUUUAACCAGCAGAGUGGUCAGACUUGAUAACACCAAUAUUUCACGGUCUCAGUUUCGAGCUAAUUACCGAGUACUUUGUGUGAAUCACUGCGUCUGACUUCUUCUGGUAGCAGAGACAAAGUGUUUUUAACCUCAUGUGUUUUAUUUAAUGGUAAACUGAUUGGGCUGGUGUCAAAUAAGAAGGUUUUAACUGAGAUUUAAACCAGUCCUGAGAUUAGGAUUAGGGUUAGCAGAGCUAGCACCACCAGUUUGCGGUCCCACAUACAGGACUGAGGCUCCAUACAUGUUCUGGUUCAGCAUCGCACCGGUCCAGUGGUCCAAAGUCAGCUGUAACCAGACACAAACUAUUCACAACUUGUUUAAAUUUUCUAAAUCUAAAUACAGCCAAACUGAGCUACAGCCCCUAGUGGCGGAUGCCUGCACUACAGCUGAAACACAACAUCUGAUGGAGGCCUACAGGGAAAUAAAUAUUAAUAAGUUGUCUUGACCAGUAACCCCCAAUCUCCACCUUCAUCCUGAACGGCUACGGAAAGGUCGUAUCCUCCGAUCGUAGCUGAUCGUAACCAUUCAAGUUAACGUGUCAAUUUACACCGACUUCUUUCCGUUCCUCUGCGGAUCGCCGGACUCCUCAGCUGAUCUCAAGAGUUCUAUUUUUUCAGACGCCGGAGCAUGGCGGAUAAAUUCAGCACAGAUUAACCCGUGCUGGAAAGGAAGUCGGGCACAGACACAAAAUAAAACAUCUAGAAGUCUAGAGGGUAGAUUUCCGCGGGUUCUCGUGAGUUCUUGCGAUAACCACUGUCUGUAAUCCGCCACGAAAUUCACCUCACAAGCAGAUGAGGUAGGAAUUGGCAGAUGACGAAUAUCUCCGCCAUUAUGGCGUUCAGAAUGCGGUGAAAAUUGGGAGUUAGUCUGGUGGCAACUAGCAAGGAUAGGUAUAUCUGAAGUAACGAUGAUUUGCAUCUCGAAAAAGGACAGUAAGAAAAGCUCUGUCUUAUUCUGCUUCUACAUUUAAUUUCUCCUCUGGGAUAAACAGUCGAACACGAGUUUAGAAGUGUUUUUAAUUUUAAUUUCAGGAAGUUACAGAAAAGUUUGUUUUGUCCGUGUUUUACUUUUUUAAUAAAGUUUCACUAUAUAAAUAAAACAGACUAAUUAUUCAUCAUAUCUGCAGUUAUUUGAACACUGAGGAUGAUUCACCUGUAAAAACAGCUGCUGCUGGGACCUCAUAUCACUAAAUAAUGAUUUUCUGUUUUGAUGGAGAAAUUCUGAUAAUUAAAAGUUUCAUAUCGGAUUAUUUUAAAUGAUUAUUUCCCUCGUCUGUCAGGUGUUAUCUUCAGUUUUUAAGGAUGUUAGGAACUUAAAUGAUGCAUUAAAGUUCUCCUCUCCUGUCAUCAGGGCUGUAAUCUGUCCCCGUUGUGGUUUCACGCUUCACUACAUUAAUUUGUAACCACCUCAUUGAAUAAUUGACCGUCUGAAGUCGUGUUUCGGAGGAGAUCUGGGUCUGUGUUCGCCCGCGGCUCCUCACUCUGCUCAUUGGUCCGUUUCUGCUCUUGUACAGGGCACCGACGUGUUCCUGGGCUUCUGGCCGUUUGGGAACGCUCUGUGCAAGGCGGUGGUGUCCAUCGACUACUACAACAUGUUCACCAGCACCUUCACCCUGACGGUGAUGAGCAUGGACAGGUAUGUGGCCGUCUGCCACCCUGUCAAAGCGCUGGACAUGAGGACUCCUCACAAGGCCAAGGUAAAACCUCUCUGUCGCAGAGUGAGAAAUCCGACUUUCACACUUCUUUUGUUGAGUUUCAGAUCAGUGUCGACUUUUACUUCAGGAGCAAACUGGUGAUAGAGCGUGAGGUUACAUAAGUGGAUAACCCAGACUGUCUGGUGCAGCCUCUGCGCAGCUGUUGAGUUCGUCUAACAGCUGUGCAGAGAUUCUGCUAAAUACAGAAAAGGAAACCGUCGGGUUUGGCUUGAGCGAGCCGUUUCAGCUGUUUCCUCCUCUGUCUCCUAAUGGGCAAACACUCUCGCACAAUGAGAGCUUCAGACGCAGUUAAAGAGCGAGAAAAACACGACAAAAUGAAGACAACACGAGAGCAGAUGAUUUUGGGGGGUUUUGACAGUUUUCUGCCCAAUAAUCCUCGUGGCAGCGAUCCUCCUGAGAUCUGCGGUUGCGUAACAUUAUAAAGAAGCUCGACUUCAAAAGGAACUGAACCAGUUUUACACUUCAAAGUCUGAGCGCAGGUCUGAGGGAGUUCGGCUGAGUACGGAGACCAAAGUUGUCUGAAGCCUUUGAGGCUCUAAAGUGAGUCGCAGAGACUCUGAUGAGCUGAAGGAGAUAUCUGAGGCGGCGUCUGGGAGUCAUUGUUCUGCAGCUGUUUAGGGCUGAACUAUCGAUUAUUGAUCAAUUAUCCUUGUCUGACAUGUAGAACACGUGUCAGAGAACUGCCUAAAUAGAUAUACUUUAACAUCAGACCUGCUAAUGCAUGUUAACUUAUUAUUUAUCAACAUUAGGGAUUUAACGGUUUUCAGUUUAGCGGUAAAUCGUGAUAAAAAUGUUGAUAAUAACGAUUUACUGUUUUCGUUUCAAAAACUGGGGGAGGGUGUGUGUAACCAAUCAGCUGUGAGAUCGCCAAGAUAACUCGCUAAUGCUAAUACUCAGCUCGCACGCUCCACGGUGUGCUGCAGGAAGUGGCUGAGGUGAGGGUCGUCUGGGCUUCCCUCCUGAAGCUGCUGACCCCGCGACCCGGACCUGGAUGACAGAAGAAAACGACGAUGACGAUCAUAAUAGCCGUUGAGUGAUAUACAGUGAAGACUUCUGUUAGCCGGCUCGUCUAAACUUGGUCUAAAUUUAGACGUCUAAAUAACUUUUAUUUUUAGACCAGUGGUAGUCUGAUUUUAGACAGUCAUCAAGGCUACAUUAAGACGUCUAUUAGAUGUUAAAAUGCUCAGUGGGUGAAACAUAUGAGUAAGAAAAAAAGAAAAAACUCACUUAAGGUGUGGCGGCUUUUAUUUAGCCAUGCGCCACGAUCAAUUGCAUGUAAAGGAGACCCUGUUAAUCAUCACGGCUUUAUCAAAGUCUCCUGAAGUAGCCGCGCAGGUGCGCUGUGUAGUCUACAGUUUGCAUUUAAACGUUCUAAAUCAUGGCUAAAGGAGGAGAUAACAGCGCCCAAGACAUCCAUCAGACCUCUAACCCGGGAAUACCAAUGAAUCUGGAACAGCUCCGCUCUGAUCCGGCAAGUCGGAGGUUUGUGCAUAUGUUGGGUUUUAUAAAAAUGGGAAGGGAUGCUUAGUUAAAGACGGUAAUCCUGUCUAGUUCUGAUGAAACGAUGAAAACAAGGUGUCAUUUAGCGCGAGUUAAAAGCAUCAAAAAUACCGCGAUAAUACCAAAAACUGUGAUUAUUUUGGUCACAAUAACUGUGAGGUAGAAUUUUCAUAACGUUACAUCCCUAAUUAAAAAGCUAAAAUCAUAAACAGGAAUAUCAUAUCAGUAAGACAGAGGGGGUAAAUGUUAAUAAUCUGCAUGAACACAAACUCCGGCCACCCUCUGUAGUGCCACCCAGACUUAAAGAGUCUGGUUACGCCCCUGUGCUGUGAAACAGAGAGAAAGAGUAACCUCAGAGCUGAGUCAACAGAAAGAAAACACUUCAUUUUAUUUGUUUGUUUGUUUGUUUUAAAAGGAGGAGAGGAAACAACUAAAAGAUGGCUCUGGUACCGGCAGGAUGAUCUCUGAUUGAGCAAAACAACAACCACGAAAACACGGCUGUUAACUUUGUUUAAAAUCUAAAGCAUAUAAUGAUGGAUUAAAACACAGAAAUUAUUCAAUCUUAUAUGAACAACAAAAGCCUCUUUGACUUAGAAUUGUAAAAAUAAUCCAAAAUCCUCACAACAUCAAGUCAGAGUCCUUUUUUUCUUCGAGAGCAACACAAAUCCUGAUAUUUACUGGCGUGCGUGCCAAUAAAACAGGAUGAGUCACCAACAUUAUGAUAAUUUUAGAUCACUUUGAUGGAAAUCCAGAGAAGAGCUCUUUUGUUAUCAAUGAGCUGGAGACAGUUUGUAACACAAGGACCCAAAAGUGGAAAUUCGAUUUGCUUUUAAAGACUCUGAAACGAUCCGCCUCGUGCUGCGUCUCCUCUGAUGAUGUCGUGGUUUGUUCAGGUGGUGAAUAUCUGCGUGUGGGUGUUGGCCUCAGCCUUCGGGGUCCCUGCCAUGGUCCUGGGAAAUGUGGAGGAGGAACAAGAGCAUAACAGUAAGUCAUUCACACACACGCACGCAUGCACACGUAUGAGCGUCCCCUCUGAUUUCGCCUGAAAACAUACAUCAGAGGCGGCGCUCGCUCCUUCACGUGUAAUUCACCGGUGGCAGAUUGUGUCUUAUCAGUAUGCAAAACAGCCUCUGCAUGUGUGUGCGUUAAACUCUGGAUGGUUAUGUUUAUCUGCGUUUGGUGGGAAAUAAAACCACGUUGUGUGUGAGCGUGAGACGGCUCAGGGAGAUGGGGAUGUGAGCGCACCAGAGCUGAAGUGUUGUCAUCGCCCCGGGUUUGAAAUCAUGGUUAACAGACUGAACACGUGUCGGGCCACACUCCUCCUUUUUUAUCGUUUCCAAUCAAACAUGUGCAAAUCGACUCAGAAGUUUAACGAGCGGCACAUGAAACUCAACAUGAGGUUUGAUGUUUUUAACCGUCACACAGACGGGAAAACAGACGCCAAAAUAACAAUCAGCAUCUGGAUAAUGUUCAGAAUAAAACAACCUUACAGCCGAAUCCUGAGUCCUAAAAACCAAGUCUGGAGCUGGAUUUUAGGACUAAGACACCAGAGUUGCUUUCAUCAGUGAAAAUUACAGUAUUUCAUGUAUUUAUUUAAUUCAAAUUUAUGUGUUUGUACCUACAUGUUUGGUAAAAUAAAUAUGUUGAGCAGUCUGCACAGAGACGAGCAUCUUCCACGUCUGGAAAAGAUGUUUUUUUGAGUCUAUAAAGGAACAAUAAUAUAAUAAUAGGAUAACUAGGUUUGAUUUUUAAAAUGGAUUUGACUAAAAGAAAAAUUUGGUUUCAUCUAUUCUAUACUAUACAAGGUAAUUAUACUCUAUGAACUGGGUUAAACAGAAUAACAGUACUAAAAAUAGAUUAAAAUCAUCGACUAAAACUAGACUAAAAUAGUCAUGGGUUAUAUAGACUAAAACUAGACUAAAGCGCCAUCAGUUUUCAUUUACUAAAAGUAGUUUGAAAUUGUCUUGGGUUAUUAUAACUUAAACUAGACCAAACUGCCAUCAGUUUCUGUCUACUAAAACUAGACUGAAAUGCCAUCAGUUUUAGUCGCCUAAUACUAGACUAGAAUAGUCAUGAUUUAUUCUGACCAAAACUAGACUUAAUUAGUCAUGGGUUAUUCUUUUUAAACUAGACUAAAAUAGUCAUGGGGCUGUAUAGAUUAAACUAGACUGAAAUGCUCAUGGAUUAUUCUGACUAAAACUAGACUAAAAUAGUCUUUCGAUCGAAGACGUUUGAUGGUAAAUCCGCAGUGAUGAACCGGUGAAAACCUGAUAGCCAAGUCUUGAGAGAAUGAUGUGUAGAUGAGAAAAGACUUGGUCUCUGUAGAUUUAUGAGUUUUUGAGAAAAGUUCUGUUGGGAUCAAUUUAUGUUUUUGUUUUUUGGUUGACUUUGAUGGUUCUGAGUCUACUGUCACAUUUAUUUUAUAUAAUAUUUGCACCAAUAAACUGACAGCUGAAAGGAUCGAGUUGCUACAUCGAUUUUUACAAAAAAAAAAAAAAAAAUGGGCGACCAAAAAUAGCAAAAUACAGCUGGAGUUCUCAGGGUUAAACGUUAAUUCUUGCUUUCAUCGUUCCAAGCAGGUGAAUUGAUUACUAAUGAGCGCUGACACUAAAUGUCCCUUUCUACUUGUGAAUGUGGAGUUAAAGACGGUGUUUAUGUCAUAUAUAUUUGUCAGAAAAGGGGAAAGGCUGAUUGUAUUAUUGUCUGGACUCACCUUAGCGGUCACCUUUCCUAACGAGGAGCCGACUUUCACGCUUGACGAGCGCGUCCGCUUUCACUCAUUCCUCUGUUUCGUUGCCCUUUCCAGCCGUACCAAGAGAAAUCUGACUGUAGUGGUAAUUUGAUACAGCAUCAGCUCAAGUUCAAUAAUUAGAUUGUCUAUUAGGUAGUCUGACUUUAGCUGACCCCUUUAGUAUGCGCUGCUGAACUCCAUUUCCUCUAAUGAGAUGUCAAUCUCUGAGGUUUCCACCUCCUCCGCGCUGGUUUCUCUGCCGCUGCAACAGGAACCAUCAGAGGACGGUUCGCUUCAUCUUCGCGGGUCGUCUAACCGUUGUAUUAAAUACACACCAGUCCAACUUCCAAAUUAAAAAUGAGCUAAAUUAGACUCUGUUCGUCUUGUUAAAAAGUGCAAAAAUAAUAAUUUCACCAACAAAUCAUGUGGGAUGACAUUCAGUCCCUUUGUAAUCUCAGGUAUUAAUGACUAGACCGAUGAAUCCCCGUCUAAUAAGCGGUGGAAUCAUCUGGAAAACCCGAGGAGAGGCCUGAAGUUACUGUCAUUAAUGAGGAACAGCUAUUUCAAAUCAAAACACCAAAUAUUACUCUUCUAUCACAAAUCACUCUCUAUCCAUGAAUAAACAUGAACGCCACGCCACAAGACAACGCCACUACUAAUACACAACCACCUAAACCCCACUUUAAGGACGCCACGAAUGUAAAACUGCUGAGAGUACACCGCUAAUGCAUUGACAUUUAUGUUACGCCACUGAAAUUACUACUUAUGUAAGGCUAAUUAUAUUAGCCCACUUUUAUUAUGCUAACUAUAUUACGCUAUUUUAUUAUGCUAAUUACUAUUUUGCAUCUUUUAAUACGGUACUGAUUUUCCACUAAUUAUAUUCCGCUUGUAUAUUAUGCUAACUAUAUGACAACACUUACAUGAUAUUACUGAUAUUAUGACACUGAUACUAUGCUACAUAUAUUACACUAUGUUUAUAACGCUACUUAGAUUACACUAAUUAUGUUCCGCUAAUUAUAUUGUGCUAUUUAUAUUACACUUACUAUAUGAUAACACUAAUAUGACAUUCUGAUGCCACACCACUGAUACAGUGCUACAUAUAUAACGCUACAUACGUAAUGCUACUUAUAUUAUGCUAAUUAUAAUACACUAAUUAUAUUACGCAAUUUAUACUAAGCUAACUAUAUGACACCACUAAUAUGACAUUAGUAUUACUACGCCACCAACUACGCUACAUAUAUAACGCUUUUUAUGAUACACUAAUUUUAUUCUUCUAGUUAAUUAAGGUACAUUUAUUACACGACAUCUAUGAUGCUACUUAUAUUACAAUAAUUGUAUUCUGCUACUUAUAUUUUGCCUUUUAUUUAAGGCCAAUUUCAUUACCCUACUUAUAUUUCAUUACUGAUAUUAUGCCACUGAUACAACAUUACUAAUUAUAUGCCGCUCAUUUUAUAGCAUUUAUUUUACGGAUGCAUGGACACAUUAAACAGACAGAUCUGAGACGCUGUUAAAACAACAAAAGCGAUUAAAAAUAACAGCUAUAAAAUAAGAUAAUGAUAAAAGAGCCGAUUAAAGUCAGGCAGAGGAUUUUUACUGAUUAUAGGAGUCCAGAGGAGUGUUAGAAAAUCGGUCCCUCUCAUUGUUGUUGUUUUUUUUUCUGCCUCUUUUGAGCGGAGAGUCUUUGAGACCUGAUAACACCUGAUGGAUAACCGCAGCCGCGUACUCGCUCUGAAAUAGACCUGUUUCAUUUCUCUCCCUAUAUCUGCUUAUCAGUCUCUGCUGAGUGGAUCCAGCUGGGUCCUUUGUCUUUGUUCACAGUGUGUGUGUGUGUGUGUGUGUGUGUGUGUGACAUCAUCUCUCUCAGGCGCUCUCAUGUUUCAGGAAAAACACUCGCAUAUUUAUAGCCGUAUAUUAACGGAAAGUCUUGCAGUGAGACAGAUUUUACUCUACGCAUACUAAACUGAGUUGGUGUGUUUCACAGCAGUGCCUUAUAGGGUUGUGUGAGAGCGAUGAUGAGUGUGUGUGUGUUUGUGUUUGUGUGUGUGCGUGCGUGUGUAAAUUGGUGAUGUGAGCGUGCUGGCAGAGCGGGGACGUCGUGACAAACUUGCUGUUUGAGUUUCGAGCUCACAGAUGGCAGCUCCUCUCCUAAAAAGGCCGCGAAACUCCGACAAAAUUCAGCCGUUUCUACAGAAACUGACGCAUGUGACCUCUGAGCGACCUUGAACGAGGUUCAGAUGAGACACAAAGCAGAAAAUGACUCAGUUAUGUCUUCAGAGGACGCUUUUAUUUUUCACAGUGCUAUUAAUACGACAAGAGUUUCACAGAUUUGUGAGGGAAGAUGGUCGGAAACUUGGAGUUUUAACGCAGAUGUGUGGAAGUUUCACACCCGUCAUCUACUACUUUGAUUUCUUGGAGUUCCUCAGGGUCUCAUGCUGGGGCCACGUAACUUCAUUUUAAAGGGAUAUUCUGGCAUAAAAUUAAUCUAGGGUCAAACAAAUAAUGCUCAGAACAGCACCUAACUUCAUCAACAGGACAUAUAGGGUCACAGCCAUAGUACUAGACACCAAACAUCUUUUUAACGUUGACUCAUUUCUUUAGCAAAGAGACUAAACACAACUCACCUACUCUCUUCCAGCAGACGCUUGUUUGUAGAGAGACCUCAGGCCAGUUUAUUACAGACUACAGCGGGGUGAUGCAGCUCAAGGAAGAACAUUUAGGAUAAUUUCUUCAUGGAAAUACAAUCAGACCGAGACGCUAACCUGAGAUUCCUACCGCAUCUGGAACGGCCUGGAUUUUCAUUAUUAUUGCAUUAUUAUAUAUAGCAUUAUUUGUGGCUAUAGAGUGGCGUUUUGGUUGGGGGCGUGGCUCUCUGUAUUACUAUCCUGCGGUCGUUACUAAAGUUGGUAUAACUAGAGAAGCAAGCGGUCGACAACAUUCAAAUUCACACCUUUUCUCUGCUACUUUAAUUUCUUGGAGUUCCUCAGAGUCUCAUACUUGGGCCACUAAACUUCAUCGUAGCCCUUAACUGCCUAAAACCACAAAUUAUGGCCAAAAAUUCAAAUUAUUUUGAAGCUGAAAUGUUUAUUUCAUUUACUACUGAAAACCAAAAAAAUUAAAAUGUCCUAAAAAUUUAACAAAUAUAUUUAUGGAUCUUGUUUGAUACAUUUUUAUCAUUUGUCGGACUGUUUUCAGGUGUUUUUUUAGUAAUUUGUUGAUCAUAUUGAUUUGAUAGAAGUAUAUAAAAGUACGUAUCAAAUAUGAUACCAAAGGCAUUACAGGGUAAAAGUCUGUCCAUUUUAUCUCAUGUAUAACAUCUAAUAACCAUCAUUUUGUGUAACAUUAGUGAAGACUAGCUGCGUUGAUCCACAAUUCACCACCUAAAGUAUUGGUGAUAUCGUGGAAGAGGUUUCAUUUCUGUGUAUUUUCUUCAACUUCCUUCAAACUUCAGGAGUAAAAAUAAAUAAAAAGCUGUUUUUUCAUUCCUCUGAGGUUUGAUAUCAGUAUCCAUCUUUUAUUCCAGUGAACUACACGUACUCUUAGUGAAAUCAGUACAAAAAUCUGCUGCUGGCAUCCAAACACACUCAGGAAGAAGAAGAAGAAUUCUUGUUAUUCCAAACCUCGCUGCCCUUCACCGGCUGCUUGUCAAUUUGAGAAUUGAUUUUGCCCCGGCUUCCUGAACAGCUUGUACGGUCAGGUUGAUGUAUGUCUGUGAAUCGAUUUUCCCCUCCGAACCUGAUCGGCGCACGUCAGCUCUUCAUGCUGUUUGCUAAAUAUGUACCUGACAUCCUUUUAAUCCAUCCUACAAGCAAAUUAAGUCACGAAUCGCCGCACAUGAAAAAGCGCAGAGGUGGAAAAUGAUGCUUUUAAUAUUUAAGACGAGGCCGGACAGAAAAUAUGCGCUCAGUGAUGCAGACGGUGUUUCAGCAGAUUCCCAUAUGUUUCACUCUCAUUAUCGGAGCCAUUUUGGAGUUUAAUAGAGUAGUACGGCGCUGCUAGCAGGAGGGUGGGAGGUCUAGUGGUAAGAUAUUGAUCCAGUCUCAGCCUGCAGCUAAGGGCUAAUCCUAUAAUCAUUUUUAUUAGUCUACUCUGCUGCAGAGCUACAUGUGCAGCAGGACUUCUCUCUGCUCAGCUGAGUUUUCAGGUUUCUGUGAGCACACUUCUUCCUCUCCUUUUCUACUCACUGCUGUUUUCAUACGAUUGUUUAUAUCAGCCUGAGAUUAUUCAGUAUGGAUCUACUGCUAAUUUACAGAUAUAAGGAGAUACAGAGCCUGUGCAGACUGUAGCUAAUAGUGAGUGACAUAAUUGUCUAUUAAACGACCCCAAAUCUAAGAAAGUUUUGACGUUCAGAAACUGAAAAAAGAAAAUAAAAGGAAAGAAGCAUUAGAAAAGAAAAGAGUAAAAAGGGUAAAAAGAAAAGGAAAAUUAAAAAACAAACAAGGAAAGGUAAAGGACAGGGGUGGCAUAAAAGGGUUAAGGAAUGAAAAUGAAGUAAUUGAUAUAAAAAAAGAGAAAGGAAAUAAAAAUACACAAAAAGAAAACAAAAAAAAGAAAAAGGAGAGGAAAGAAUAGAAAACAGAAAAAAGGAAAACUAAUAAGAAAAAACAGACAAAAUGCAAAGGGGAAAAAAGAAGACAAGAAAAGAAAUAAGAAUGAAAGAAAAAGCUAAAAAAAAGAGUGAAAAUGAAAGGAAGAUAAGGAAAGGAAAUAAAAGUAAAAGUUUGAUAAAAUACAAAAAGACCAAAAAGGGAAAAAAAUGGGGAGGGGGUACACAAAAAGGUUAAGGAAUAAAAAUGAAAAGUACAGGAAAGAAAAAAGAAAAAGGAAAUAAAAUACACAAAAAGAAGACAAAAGAAAAAGGAACGGAAAUAAUAGAAUGCAGAAAAAAGGAAAACUAAUUAUGAGGAAAAACAACAGACAAAAAGUGCAAAAAGGAAAAAAGAAAACAGAAAAAAAAAGAAAGGAUAAGUGUUAGACAAGGAUAGAAAAAGACCAAGAAAUAAAAAAGGAAAAGUUCAGGCAAAAAUAAAGAUUUAAGAGGAAACAAGAGAAGAAAGGAAAAAAAAAUGAAAAAGAAAAGAAAAAAAAGAAGAAAAGUAAAAUAGACAAAAAGAAACUUUAACAAAGAGGGAAAUCAAGAGCUAAAAUCUGCUGACGAACAUUUUCCUGAAUUUUAACUGAUUUAUAAAUUUCUUUUUUCCUUUGUUCAUUUUUAAAUUUUUCUUUUAUUAAUUCAUGCAGUUUAAUUUCAAACUCAUGUCAGAUAUGAAAACAGACAAAACAGGAUAAGAAGGAAACACAUGAUUUUUUUCCUUUAAAGACUCUUUAAUUUCGCUCUUUCGGCCUACAUCUCUGAAAACAGUGAUUUCUCUCUAACCUCGUCUUCAUUCCUGUUGUCUUGUCCUUGACUGUCCUCUUCCUCAUCUUUCUUCCUCGACUCUCUUUCAUUCCUCAUCCUUUCAUCUCUGCGGACGAUUAAAUGAAACUUAAGUGUCUCCUCUUUCCCUCCUCCUGUAAUUUGGCCUCCUUGUUUGUUUACCGUGCGUGCUCUCCGGGGGCUGCUCGCUGCGCAAAGGUUCGCUCUCCUCCUCUUCCUCCUCCUCUUCCUCCUCUUCCUCUGAACAAACACAGAGGGAAGAAAAAAAGCGGAUUCAUAACCUAACAGCUGCGGGGAAAGUCAUGGCACGCUGCUCACAGUAAUUGGGGUCAAAAGCCUUGCCCAAGGACACAGUGGCAGGAAGGAGGCUAUAAUCAUCUGGUACCCCGCUGUCACUAAUGGAUAGGCUGACUAAUCCAUCCAAGAGACUCGGAGGAAGUGUGUGUCAGAGCGUGUUUCAUGGCGGCUUUUUGUGCCGGAGCUCAGAUGUCUGUCAGAGACGGAGUUUUAUGUCAAACGGCGGGCCAAUGUGCGCCGUCAGUACACGACUUACAGCGAGUAAGACAAGCAAAGUACCACCUGUACUUCUUUUAAAGCGUGAGCCAGGUGUGCUCAGCCACAUGUCACUCGCUUGUGUACUGUACCGGCAGGACGGGGCUCCGAAGCACUGACUGAUUCAGUGAACGAAUCUAUUGAACAAAUCGUUUUAAUGAACGGAUUUUUCCUUAUAGCGAGACCUCAGGCCAGUCCAUUACAGACUACAGCGGGGUGCCGCAGCUCAAGGAAGAACAUUUAUGAUCAUUUCUUCAUGGAAAUACAAUCAGACCGAGACGCUAAGUCAGAAGAACUACAACGUCUGUAAAAUGAUUAAUAUGAUGAUUAUUACUUCAAGGAAAUGAUGAAGAAAUUAUCAUAAAUGUUCUUCCUUGAGCUGUGACACCCCGCUGUAGUCCAUAAUGGCCCGGCCUGAGGUCUCACUACAAACAAGUGGCUGCUGGAAGAGAGUAGGUGAGAAAUGAGUCAAAGUUAAAAAGAUGUUUGGUGUCUAGUACUAUGUCUGUGACCCUAUAUGUCCUGUUGAUGAAGUUAGGUGCUGUUCUGAGCAUUAUUUGUGGCUAUAGAGUGGCGUUUUGGUUGACUUAAUUUUACGCCGGAUUAUCCCUUUAAACAUGAACUUCUUCAGGCUGUGAAAAGUGCAACAUCAAUCAGCACCAAAGGCAAAUGGAUCGUUAUUGUGCAAAGCAUGCUGGGUCACAAAACAACAUGAACUAGAACUCAAGCAGAGGGCGUGAUCGGUGAGGCCGUGACGAUGCUGUCAUAGAGAAAAGUCGCCUUUAACCUGACGACGGCGGCGGCGGUGAUUGAAGAUUGGAUGAGCUCGUUCCCUCGUGAGCUCCCUGUUGUUAUUUUUGUACUUCAGUGAAGGAGUAAUCACAAAAGAAAAUAGAAAUGCUAAUGAGAGGUCAUUAUGGUAACAAUGCUUGAUUAAUGCUGCCACGCUUCAUCAUCUGUGAUGGUAUGGUUCGUCUCUGAGGAGCUAUCUGUCUAACAGCAGAAGUACACAGAGUUUAAUGAGACGCAGGGUCGCGUAUAUUUACACCGGUUCGAUCAUGAAUUUCUUUAGCGGGAGGUUUUCAAAGAUAUAUUUCAUUACUGGUAUGAUUUGUUGUCUCUUCCAUGCAUGAACACCAUAAUCUAAUUCAAGAUACUGGAGCUAUUAGAGUUAAUGCAGGUUCAAAUUGGCUUGAAGUGGAUGUACUCGAUGGAAAACGGAUUAUUCCUUCAAUAAAUCAGACCAAUUUAUUUAUUUUCCACAUCCUCUUUACAUUCCCCUGAACAAUAUCACCUUUCUACACUUGUAGGUAUUAUUAGAUGUGCAAAUCAGGCCGUGGUAUUACCUGUCAAUGCUGUUUUUACACUCCUCCCCCCUGAGCCUCAUACAUGUUCAGAUCUGCUUAUUUACUGUAUUUCAUCUGUUCAAGAGUGUAACAUUUAUUCGCUCUCAUAUGAAGAGAAUAUUCAUGCCCGACUAAAACAUGCAGAUAAUGUAAAAACUAUAGGAUACAGUGAUUUAUAUAUAUACUAUUCUGAGGUUUAUAACUCUGCAAUUAGAACGUCAAGCGACACAAAACCUGCAAAAUGUCAUGGUUUCUAAUGACAGAUGUUAUAAAGUGCACAGGAUUUCUUAGAGGAAAAGAGAAAUAUCAACCAACAGCUUUGCAGAGUUUGAUACAGUUGAAGUCAGCAGGAGAUGAGUUUUCAGUCUGGUCAGCUUUGGCAAACAUUAUAAGUCAUUAAAACUUGGAUACAGAGUUGAGUAGUGAGGGUUUUUUUUUACUUUGAAUUAAAUUCUACGGUGGCCGAGAGCUGCCACUGCUGCAAAUAAAAAAAAAAAGAAGUCUCAACGAAAGUUACCGAUCCACAAAAAAAAAAAGAAAAAAAAAAACCUGAAGCCUGAUGCAAAUACAAAAAGAAACUGUGCAAAAAAUAAAAUAAAAAUUACAACAGAGGUAGAAACAAGACGCAGAAACAAGAGGGCGAUGCAAAAAAAUGAAAAAAUUACCUACUGCGAAAAUAAAAGGAUGCAAAUAGAAAGCCACAACAGAAGAUAGCGAUGUAAAAAAAAAAAAAAGUGGCGAUGCAAAAAAAAAAAAAGCCAAAUAAAACAAGUUACUUACAUCGUAAAAUGCCGUUACAUCAUCAUUACUGGUCCCCGGCAGCAUACUUCCGUUGUGGCUUUUUUUAUUUUCAUCUUUUUAUUUUCACAGUAAUUAACUGUUUUUUUUCCAUUGUCACUUUUUUUUGCGUCAUUAACUUCUGCUUUUUUAUCUAAACCUUUUCUUCUUUUUUUUUGCAUCAGUUUCUUCCGUUGUGAAGUUACUCUCCUUCUACGCUGAUGAUACUGUGAUAUACCGUCAUGUGGCGACUCUUGUACAGGUUGUUGAAGACUUGGAGAGCACGUUUGACGUUGUUUAGAAGAGUCAUCAUCUGGUUCAAGUUUUUUUAUGGCUGAUAUUGACAGUGAAGGUCAACCAUUGUCUAUACACGAUGCCAAGAUCAUUCGAGUUUGUUUGUCAGUGAAAUAUGGAGAACCACUCCAACCAUCUGAAAUGACCAAAUAGGGGGGAAAAAAUAGAAAAUGGGUUUUAACUUCUGAUAAGAAAAGAAAGUAUAAAUGUAUAAAUCCAUCAAUCAUGAUAAUCUGAGCGAUACGAAAGUGCAUUAAUCUGUUCACCGUAACAGGAUUUUCAGAAUAAACUGCUUGAAUGCAGAGACGACCAAGCUUAGGUUAUUCCCCGACUCAAAGGAGAAGUCACAAAAAGUGUUGAUGUUAGUCACCAUUGAUGGAAAAGAGUUAUGACCCCUGAAAUGUUCUGAACCUAGAGUAGGAAGAAAACAGGUUUUUAGAGAACUUGUUGCUGCAACUUUUGACUCAUUUUGUGAAUCCCUGCCUCUCUCUCUCUGAACCGUGAGUAAAGCUCUUACUCAUCCUCAUGAGUCGUUCUCCUGGAGUGACCUAUUGGCAGCUACACUAGUACAUCCUCAUUCCCUGGCCCGCUCCCACACUUCCUCUGUGUUUUUAUCACAUAAAAAAACGCGGGACAGUUUAAUACUCCUCGUCCUGAAAGCUUCAACUAAAAUAGGGAAAAGGAAAUCUGCGGCAUCAGCCUGAAAUUUACUGCAGGAUGAGGUGAAACUGAAGGAGGUGGUGUCACAUGUUGUUGCUUUUGGACAGCUCUUUAUUAGCGAGUCUUAUGAUACAUUUGGGAAGUUUCGCAGCUACCUGGAGGGAUCAGGACCCUCAUUUUGUUUAAUCAAGCUGGAGGGUUUUACAGCACAUCUCUAGAGAGCGGCUUCAGACGUACAAACAUGACCCGAAACGCCCCGUCACAUCUCCGCCAUGACUCAGUCUCCUGCUCAUUUAUUCAGCCGACACCUGAUUAAGAGAUUUCACUAAUGCCGUGCCUCGCAGCCUGAUUUCCCACUUAUAAAACCCGUGUUCAUGUCCCAUCCCUGAAAUGCAUUACGGUGCAGUUGCUGCUGUGUCGUGAUGUAACCUCUCUGCAAUGUGAGACGGAGUGCAACCGCUGAAAUAGUGUCAGGCGGAUGAAGUCAUAAAAGCAGCUUCAGCUCUUCAGAUCUUUGUCACAGACAGUCGAGCCCGGAGCAGACGGCGGCGACUUUCUCUUAAAGUUAGAUUUCGUUGAGUCGCAGAUAUUACCCGAGGUAAAGGAGGUGACGCAGGAAAAAGGCGAAUGAAGUGGCAGAGGGGUUAAAAAAAGCUGUUUUCAAUCAGUUCUUUUUGAUGAAACAGAAGCAGGAGACUUCAAAAUAAAAGUGCAGGUCGACCAGACAGGAAAUAAAUGCAAGACUAAAAAAAAGCAAAAUAAAAGCCUGAGAUCUUCACCAGUCAGGAGUCGCAGGAGUCAGUGGUAGUGAUGGGAAGAGCAGUUCUUUUGACUGAACUGAAUCUUUAGGAUCCGUUCAUUAAAAUGAUUCGUUCAAAAGAUUCGUUCAGCGAAUCAGUCAGUGCUUUACACGAGUGAGUGACACAGCGGCGCUGAUCGGGAGUUCAUUUAUCGACCGAGCCCCUCCCCUCCCCUGCUGCUGAAGUCACAGCGUCGUUCACUGGGCGACACGUGUUGUUCGUUCACCAAGUCGUGAAGGAAGAAUCACUCCCCCUGCCCGGAACAACUCGCCUCUCUGUACGCUGCCGAUGUUAGCAAAACAACAAAUUAGCAGGCAGCACUAAACGAGCGUGAGUCGUCGUUCUUCUAAAUCACGGAAAUGUUAAAAGUCGUUAGGAGGUCGUUUGUUUUUGCUCACAGUCUGACUGAUACAUGCUGUUCAUUCACUGUGAGCAGAUCACGAGACUCCGCCUGCUCACUUGCUCGCUGGCUGUGUCGUUCACCAGAGUGUCAAAGUCGGCAGUUCCACUCCCAACCGGCACACCUGGUUUCGCGGACUGAGAAAGGAACGAAUCAGGUCUCUGAGUGAUUCCGUUCACGUCGUUCGCUCAGCAGUUCCGUUCUUUUGAACAAAUCGUUCAUGAACGACACAACACAAGUCAGUGGGUGGUCCUAAGGGAGCCCGGAGCAGAAACUAAGUCGUUUGCUCUGUCAGGUAGGGUCUGAUCCGGCACAACCGAGCCAAGAAAAACUACAUCAGCUUUGACAUCCAGAUCGUGGGUACGACGCUGGAUCUUGAUCUGGGGUUGUGUGGACUGGUUUGAGUGAUAAGAAGCUCAGUUUUGGACUUUAAGGUUGAGCUGAAAAAGGUGAAGAUAACAGAGAUGAAGAGAAAUCGAGGCUGAGAGAUUUGUGUCGUCUAAUAGGAAAGAGAGGAAGCUCUGGGUAUCAUCUGCGAAGCAUGAAGCUAACAUUAACGUAGAGAAAAGGACUGAGCAGAGACCCCUGAGGAACUCCUGUAGACAUUUCAGAUUUACAAACACAAGGAAGCGAUGAAGAGUGGUGGAUAAAAACUCACAGUAGAGUUUAUAUGAGUGUGUUUGAAAGAGAGUUUUGUUCCCUCUUCUCCUGCUGACAAAACCGCAUAAAAGUUUUAUGACAAGAGCUGCGCAGCCCAAGGAUAGACACACAAACACACAUCAGAUCAGGAAACACACACUGAGAGGGCGACAUACCUACCUACACACACACACACACACACACACACAGGUGGAGGUGAACCAUGACCUGAACCAUGACCUCAUUUCUGUUACUGGACUCUUGUCACUCAUGCAUGAAUAUAAACACACAUUAACAGGUUAUAUAAACCCACAGCUGUCACUGUCCGUUUGUCAGCGUGAGGAGAGGUAAGGUAAGGUAAGAGCAGGUGAACAAGGACAAGUCUGGAACUUGAGGAGUCUAGGAGGAGGAGGAGGAGGCAUUCAACGUCUUAAAAAGGUCCAUGAACCGAGACAGAAACAACGUAGUCUCAAAGAGUCUCAACCCUCGACCCGCUGAUCCCAUCAUGAAGGUUUUAGAUCCUCUUUAACUCAAUAUUUACUUCAGUUAGAGGCCUCAGACUUUAAAGACACGGUUCACGAUCUGAGUCCCGCCUCCUUCGCAUUAUGAUUGGCUAGAAAAGCUGGAAACAUCAUCACACGCUCAAGCCAAACACGGGCCAUCGUCUCUGUACAUCAAACAGAACUUAACAGAACAUUAAAGCACUUCUGAAUGUCCUAACCCUAACCUUAAUCCUAAUCCUAACCCUUACCCUUACCCUAACCUUAACCUGACAGAUGUUGAAGUUUCACAGCCAUAAGGAAUAACCAAUCAGAGCCCAGCGCUUCUAGCCAAUCAUAGGCGAAGGAGGGCGGGACCUUCCCCUACCAUUCCAUGAAAAAGAAAUUUUGCCUCUGGGAGAGUGGGAGGGGAUGAGUCGGAACUAUGAGAGAGGUGUAUGUCGAACCCAGUGAGGUGAUUGGAUGGAGAGGCGGAGCAGGAGAUUGACCAAUAGGAGCUGUCCUGGACGGAUGGCUCCCAUUGGUCAAUGUUUUUGCAGCCCUGCAGCUGAUAGGGUGAAUGGAUUUUUCCGUUCUUUUUUCUCGUCACUUUGUGGAGAUCGCACUGUAGGACCAUGAUCGCCAUAGAAACAAGGUUCAUUAUAUUUACCAAUCUCUCCAAUUGUCAACCAUGACUUUAAGCUAAGCAUCACAAACCCGACCAACAAGCGAGUUUUCAGUUCAUGUAACCGAAGCAGAUCUGAUACCCACUAAAGACCCUCUAGAAACCCUUCCUGGGGCUGAUCAGAGGAGCUGAAGAGCUGCUGCUGGUGUUAGUGGUGUUGAGGGGCAGUUUGAAUACGCAGGUAUCAUAAAACUACUGUAAAUGUGUCUCUAUGAAACCUCUGAUAGUCUCCUAAGAGGAGGUUUCACUAAGUAAGAUCCAUGAGGAGCCUCCGGGCUUACAUGGGGGCCCGGGUCGGGUACCGUCAGAGUCGUCUAUCAGCCAGGAGCUGAAGAGGCCGGCCCAGCUGGACUCCUCAAAGUCCUCGAAGUCAUAUUUCAUCUGAGUGCCUCAACCACAGCUGCUCUCAGCCUAAACAAGCCUCGAUUUGUGUCCUUUUACCUCGACGCGUUGAGGAGGGAGAAUCAAAGAGGAAAUAAAAAUAGAGAGGAAGAGAACAGACGAUUCAUAGAACUGUCUGAGAAAAUUACCACGGAGCUGCGAGGCCUGGAAAACACAGCAGAGAGGCAAUUAAGCGGUGCAGCUGAGUGAACUGGGGGCUGAAAUCUGCUCAAAUGUUGAUCUCCAUAUUUCACAAAUUCUCUCUCGACUGGAGCCGCAGUUAUAGAUGUUUUAUUAUCCGUGUGGGGUUAAAGUGAACUGAUAGUAAAUCUAGUCUAUAAGACGCCGGUAUAUGGACGGUCGUCAGAACGAGCUCCAGCAGCUGGUCGGAGCAGAUGUUUCGAACCCUUUUCAGAGGUGAUAACAGCUCGGCUGUAAAGACGGCUCCAUUAGUCCGUCUGUUGUUUGAGGACGUUUCAUUUGCUGUUUAGAUGAACAUGAUGUGGGGUAACAACAGUUAGGGUCCCCGGGGGGAUGAAUACCAAAGACCGGCACCAUCACAUGCACCCCCACCAACACUCCCACCUGACUCAUCCAACAGUUUAUCUGAUAUUUGAAGACAAAGCCGAACAAAUAUGAGCAGCUGUUCUGUGGUACCCUAAAGUAAAUAACAGAUUCAGACCCAGUCACUGCUCCAAGGUGAGACUCCAAGUGUUUCCUUUGAAAACCACGACCUGAAGGUGACCUUGAACUGCAGUUCUCAGGUACCCUCUUGAAAGGACGUGACCCUCCUGAUAGAGCUGCACGAUAUAUCGUUUGAGCAUCGUCAUCGUGAAGUACAUGUGCGCGAUAGUCACAUUGCAGAGCCUGAGAUGUAGGAGGCGAGUGAAAUCAUCUAAUUUCCUCACUUACUUGCCUCCAGUCGAGCUCCUUUUUAUUCCGGUUUUGAUAAUUGAAAGAAAAGGUAUCAUAUAAUCGGGGGAACCAGCACACGGACACGAUCAGUUUGUCCUCCAGUUUAGAUACCAGGAAACAACCGUCUGUUUUCAUACAUCAUCCAACAAUCUUUGUGCUGAUUGGUUAUCGCGACACGAAUAUCCGCUCAAGUUGAGACAUUUUCAGCUCCUGCCCAGUUCGCGUCAUUCCCGCUGCCAGAGUAGCAGGAGCGUCUAACUGCGAAUGAUUUUACUCACGCUUGGUGUGUGGAGACACUAAUAUUGCUGUAUCCUUCAGAUGCAGGUGAACAGCUGAGUCCUGAUCCUUUUACAGCCCACCUUCACCACAGCUCCUGGAAGUCUUUGCUGUUGCUCUGCCUGUCUUUAGGUUUUCGCACAUGGAAGAGAAUAUAUGAUUGAUUAUCUCUAAUCAAACAACUGAAUUAAAACAGAUUUACUGAACAGCUUUGAGUAAACUGAGGCCCCGUUUAUACGUACCUCGUUAUUUUUUAAAACGUAGACAUUAACCGUCGUUUGCACCCUUCGUUAAGACGCAAACAGAGAAUUCGUCCCUAAAAACUCCGGCCAGAGUGGAGAUUUUGGAAAACUCUGUUUGUAAGUAAACGGAGGAAAACUGAGAUUUGGGGAGCUGACGGCAGAUUUUGCGCCAGAAAGAAGGAAGUGACGUUGUUGUUGUUGUUGUUGCUGCUUUGUGGAAAUCUAAAAUGGCUAACAUGGGCUUGAGCUUCUCGCUACACUGCCACCUACAGGUCUUGCAGGCUCUUGACGGCGUAUGUUCACGAGUUAGUGUAAACGAGAACUUUUCUAAAAACAUAGCAGUUUACGUGCUGUUUUUUUGUAAAUGGAGAAGGUGAAAUGUCGUAUAAUAAACACAUAAUCUGACUUUGCUGGUCCAGGAUGAUUUCCAACGUUUUGAUAAUCUGCCUCCAUGUCGGAAACUUCUCACUCUGACGUUUUGAGACUUUCCAUGAGGUCCCUGACUCUGUUAAUCCUUCGACUCAAUUUCUAACGUUGACUUGUGUAUCAUUAACAAAGCUCGGUAAUGACAUGUAGCGUAAUUUAAUUUCUCGUGUCACUGCUUGAGUGGAAACCCACUCAAUUACAGCUCUCAGUAAUUGUAUUAAGACGACUGUGCAGGAGAUAAUACAAAGUCAGACGGUGAAGUCGUUCACAUUUAAUCAGAGAGUUUUUAUUUCAUAUCUUAAAUGGUUAAAAGCUGUCUUGACUCAGCUGCCACGGAUGCAGGUGGUUCAAUGAGGUAACAAGCUUUUAUGUAAUGAGGUGAGAGGGCAGCAGGAUCCAAUCCUGGCAAGACCGCCGCUAUUACCCACCGACACAAAAAGAAAGUAUGGGAGGGAGGUGGGAAGAGAACAAACACGAGUGAUGAGUUACAAACUGAAUAAAGGUGAGAUGAGAAAAACGACGGGGAUGUUGUUUAGCUCUGAAAAUGAAGGUGGAGAAAAGGGCAGAGGAGAUUAGCAAAUACAAAAAAACGUGACAAAGAGCGACUAAUCGGAGAAAUAAAACCGAGAGAGAGAGAGAGAAGGGCAAACGAGGAGAGGAAGGAAGACGAAGAGAGAAAUAAAAGUAAUCAGCCAAAUGGAAAAUAAUCUUCGGAGCAAUGGUGAGGAAAGUGAGAGCCGAGAAAUCGAGGAGUUUAGAGGUAAAACGAGAGGAUGAGAGUCCGACACUCCAGCUGAAGGAAGUAGAAAAUAAGAGGUCGGCAAAACGCAUCAGAGGGGAAAGGAGUGAUAAACGGGCGGAGAGGUGGAGAAUCAUCGAGUGUGAAAUAGAAAGUAGAAGAGGACACGGGAUCCAGUUUAAAAUAUGAAAGGAAAGGUGUUAAAGGCGUGAGAGGGGCUGACGACAGGAGGAGGGGAAGACCCCAACAGUCUGUACAGACGGGGGGACACAGAGGGGCUCUGAUGUGAGUCUAGAUCCACGUUCAUCCACGCACAUGCAGGACCACAGUGUGUUUAGUAUGCAAGCUGCAAAUCUGUGUUUACUCUGUCGACCUUGAGCUCCGAAAGAGACUCCAACUUUAUUUUUUACAAAUCUGCAUCAUGAAGGUGUUACUCCUCUGGUGAGAUCGUAAAUAAACUCAGUAAACCAGUGAGGCUUUUGACUGAAUGACUGUGUCAGAGAUUAGUCAGGCACAGAUGAACGGGGGCGAACACACCAAGACACGACAAUGUUUGUGUUGCAGACAUAUGCUGACUACACCAGAGCGAAGGCAUGUAUUCAGUCAGUCAGUACAUUUACAUGACAGUCGAGAAAACCGAAUUAUCGCCUUACUCCGAUUAAGACCAGAAGGUCAUGUAAACACCUUAGUCCGACUAUAAUCUGAGCUUGAGAACUCCCAGAUAAUGUGAUUGGAAUUCGAUUUUCUCUACCCUGUAACCAGCGUAGUCGGAGUAUGAUCGGACAAUGCAUGUGUGUGUGGGCCACACCCUGUAACGCCGGAACAAAAACCCCAGAGUAGAGGAGUAGCGUUGGUCUCCUCUUUAGAAAAAGUAGCGCGUCCAUCAUGUCGGACAAGAACAACGCUGUAUGAUGCUCCAUCUUCUUGUUUCUCCAAAAUUCCCAGCAGCAGUUGUAGACACUUCUGACGUCUGACACCGACCUGCUGAAAAGACCCAUAUUAGCCCCCAGUUUUGGGGGCGAUAUGGGUACAUAUGCAUGUAAACGAAGACGAGGAGAGAAGUCUGAUUCACCAAAUAAAAAACGCAUUAUGAGCUUAGUCUGAUUUAGCUGUAGAUGUAAACGCACUGAGUGACGCACAAUGAUCGUAGAUUGGUUUAAGUGGCUUAAAUCAUAGACUGUAUAUACUAUGGACAAACCAGUCUGACAGUAACUACAUGUCAACAUCGCAACCAGGAGGGAGAAACAUUUAUGUUCUGUGUCAUUCAUUUCUAAAGUUUGUCCAAGCUUUGCUGGCGGAGGCGGGAUUUAUGACCUAUACUGCAGCCUGUCACCAGAGGGUGCUGUUCUCAGAGUGGCUUCACCCAGCGAGGAGGCAGACGGCGUCCAUUCUGUAUACAGUCUAUGGUUAAAACUUAACGAAACUUUAUCCGUUACAGAAGAAAAACUCAGAUUUAUUUAAACGUGCGUACAGAAAUUUCAGGUGCAUGCUGGUUACAUGCCUGAACUAGCUCAUAGACAUUACUUUUUCACUGUCUGUAAGAGAGCCAUCAAUAUGUAUGUGGUCUUUUCCUCGACUGUAUAUUAAAAUGCUCUAACGCCGGGUCUAUAGUUCAAUGACAUCACAUAAAAACGCCUCUUUCAACAAGUCACCUGACACGAGGACUUGGAGAAGUGCGGGUUAAUCUGGGUUAGACUCACGCUGUUACAUUACCGGUUAAAGAAGAAUGCAUACACAGGAAUGUAAAGAUACAGAGGAGAGUAAAAGUCAACCAUUGACAUUUAGAAAGGUGAGAUACUUCAAAAAAAGCCGCUGAGUGAUCGCCGCUAAGAGCUAUCGCAUGAUGGCAGCGUGACCUUUUUUUGCAUGCAGCGAACGGAGCGGCUUUAAUGGAGCAGCGAUAAAUUCAGGCUGAGAUUUCCACCUGUCAGACAUCCGCCUGCCUGAGCUGAGAGCAGCCUUAUCACAAUACAGAGGAGCGUGUGUGUGUGUGUGUGUGUGUGUGUGCGCGCAGCGGGAACACAUCAACAUAUUUACAUAAAUUAUACGAUUGGCUGCAGUGAUUUAAUGUGUGCGGUAAUGAAGAGGGCAAUCACGAACAAAUACUCAAAAAUACCAUGUCAAAAUAAAACUCAGUGGAUGUUUGCAAAAAGGUUUUUACACACAGCUUGAAUGUUUCAGUCAGUCUGCAGCAGGUUAUUGAGAAAUUUUAACGAUAAACUGCUGUCACUGUUUCUCCUGAACUGUCCGUGCAUGUCUGACCUCUGUCAAAGCUGUUUCUCCCAUAACAUGAGUAUUCGUGAAGAAAUCAUGACUGUGGUUCAAAAUGAGAAAAAUUUGAACAAUGAGAAGGUGAGGAGAAGAUAUAAAUCUGUCUUUUCUCAUGCUCCGCCUCUCACUAUCAAUCAAACUCAGAAUUCUGAGGCUGAAGAAAAGUUAAAAGUCUGAGUCACUAAAAGUUAAAAAAACUAGUCACUAUAUUCUGAGAAACAGGUCGACUGUUGAAAAAAGACAAUUUAAGAAAAAUAUUCCAAAAUAUGAGAAAAUUUUCAGAAAUCUCAUAGAAAGAAAUAUAAAGGAAAAAAGGGAGAAUUUUCAGUAAAAGUCAGAAAUCUGAGGAAAAAAAUUAUGACAAUUUAAGACAAUUUUCAAUUCAGAGGGAAAGUAAAAAAAUGAGUUAAAAAAACAUUCUGAGGGGGAAAAAAGAAAACAGAAAAGGCAAAAAUUUGGAUAAAGUUAAAUAUCAUACAUCUGAAUAAAAAAAUUAAGGAAAAGGACGGAAUUUAAUGUGUAAAUCAAAAAGCAGAAUUCUGAGAAAAUUAGAAAUUUAAUUAGAAAAAGAAGUUAAUCAGAAAAAAACUAAAAAAUCUAAGAAAAAAGUAGAACUCUAAGUUCAAAGUCAGAGUUGAGAAAAAGUCACAAAACUGAAAAAAGGCAGAAAUUUGGAGAAUAAAGUUGUUGUCUGGAUUUUCUAUAAAUGGUUUUUGUCAGUUUAGUUUGUUCCUGGUUUUAUAACUUUGUUGUAUUUUUCCUCAUCUUUCUGUUUCUGUUGUUCUUGUUUUUCACUGUUUGGUUUCUUAGUUCAGUUUUUAAUGUUUCCUGUUAUAUAUUUUGUAAUUGUCAGUCCAAGUUUGUCAAGUCUUAGUUUUCCCUCCUCUAAUCACUAACGAGUCUCACCUGUGUCUCGUCUGCCUCACCUGUUGCUCGUUACCCAGUGUGUGUAUUAACUCCUUGUCUUCUCCUCUUUCUUUGUUGGUUCACAUGUCUCCCCAGUCCUCCCUGCUUCCUGUGUUUUUUUGGUUUGGGUUUUCGGUCUGAGAAGGUCUGACCCAGAGUCGUAAAUAUGAACCUUGUUGGAUAUUUACAGUCGUGGAUCAGAGAGACUCUGACUGGGUCACAAGCAGUAAAACAAUCAAACUGACACGACACACUUGAGGAGCAUUUAAACAGAUAAUCAUUUAGAGGAGAAUCAGACCCUGAGUAAACACUUUAAACAUUAGAAGACUAAAAUCACACUUUUAUGUGUUUUAAAAAUGUUUUCUUCUGUAGCCGAACUGAAACUUUCAAACUUUAUUUUAUUGAUCUGAACGUGGAGGUGUACAUCAGAGGACAAACGAGCUGACAGCGGGUCUCUGAACAGAAUCAAACUGAGCUCUGGAUAAUAAAUCAAAGUGUUCCCAAGGUUGCCGUCAGACGUGUCCACGCCGUCUGAAAAAUUGAGGACUGAGGAAAAGACCGGGAACGCAGAAAUGAGGAGAUGAUGUACGGACUGGCGUCCGGUCAUGUUUCUGCGCACACUCCUGGAUGGAUGGAGCCUCUAUUUGCGAUAGUUGAUGUCCCACUUGACCUCUGACCCGUCGCGAUGAGGGAUUACGUCCCAGCUGGAUCAAUACUGUCAUGAUUUUUUGAUGUUUGUCUUGGGUUUAACCCCGCCCUCUGAGCGAGGAGCCACAAACCCAUUUACAGCCGUUUUUACACAACACAUAAACUUCACAGGCAGGUUAUUACUAUUCUUUUUACCAUCCCUUUUUACUGUGUUUUUGAUCAAUGCUCGGAGCGUGGCGGUAAUGGAGCCGAGGCUGCGGCUUCCAUUUUUACAAGAGACGACCAGAGACUAUAAAUCCGGCGCACUCUGAAACCCGCAGAGACUCAUCAGAUAAAAGUAAAUGGAAUAAUAGAUCAACUGUUUCCUCUCCUGCUCCAGUAUUUACUCAGUUUCAAAGUGUUUUAUCAUAUUUAAGGAUGUGGAGGUGAAAGUUUCAUCAUGAACUCACUCUUCAUGUUUCUUUUAGAGUCAGAUUAGACACAUGAGAACUAAGUUGACACUUAAGUGGAGGCAAAACCAGAAGAUCAAGGUCCCAAAGCGGCAAAUUUCAAAGUUUGGUCUUUUUUUUUCUGAACCAUUUUUUUGGCGUGACGCCUUUUAAGGAUGUAAAACUUAUCAGAUUCCUCAAACUUUUCUUUCCUGUCAAAGUGAGAUUAGGCAGAUUUGAAAAAAAGCGUCCCGCCCAGAUCCUACGCUAGCUUCAAAUAGGAUCCACCAUGUCGGAUUGUUAGUGACUAGCGGCAGUAAACGCCAGCUCUGCUAGCGAGCGCCGUCUGCAGCUGCCUGGACAGCUACCGUGUUGACAUGUCAGAGACUAAUCAGAGUUAUUUAUGUAACAUGAGAUAAAAGGAGAUAAAAAUGACCUGUGGGCGGAGCUUUCUCCACAGCUCGAAGGAUGAGCCGAUGUUUAUUCGAGUUAGAUUCCUCGCUUGGUCUUUGACUCCGCCCUUUCUUUUGUGGGCUUGCAUUUUCUUCCCUCUUUUGGCGAUGGGGCGAGCAGAAGCUGCUACACUACUUUUAGACGCUCAGAGCUCCGAGGAGGGCCGGGAGAGUGGGAGGGGACGAGUCGGAACUACAGGAGAGGGGUCUGUUGAAUACAGCAAGAUGAUUGGAUGGAGAGGCAGAGGAGGAGAUUUACCAAUAGGAGCUCUCCGGGACGGAUGGCUCCCAUUGGUCAAUAUUUUUGCAGCCCUGCAGCUGAUGGGGAGAACGGAUUUUUUCCGUUCUUUUUUGACUUUACGUUGUAAAAAUCGCACUAUAGGACCCUGAUCGCCAUAGAAAUGAGGUUUAUAAUAGUCACCAAUCUUUCCAAUCGUCAACCAUGACUUUAAGUAGAGGCAUAAAUGAGGCAAAUAUCUCGUCAAACAUACAAUCAAAAUUGAAAAACGUGGAUCAAGGUCCCAAAGCGGCAAAUUUCAAAGUUUGGUCUUUUUCUUCUGAACUAGUUGUUUUAUGUGACGUCUUUUAAGGGUGUAAAACUUCUCAGAUUUCUUCAAACUUUUCUAUCCUGUCAAAGUGAGAUUGAUUCGUCAGACUUGUAAACAGCCGGAGGAUUUUUCCUGUGAUCAUUAACUUAAAAAAGUUGAAGUUCCUGCGGUCCUGAAACCGUAUCAGUCAUCUUCUCUGGACCCAUCAAGAGCAGCUGUUUAAAUACCUCUGUUAUCAUUUUAAUGGUUUGAAGAGGUGGAAAUACAGCUGCGUCGAUUAACUUCGUCAUUAGUUCUUCGUCAGUCUUCAUCGAGGAUUUGCGGCUCAACUUCUCAGCUGGAGGUGAAAAAGCACAAAGUUUGUUCUCUGUUUGAGUCCAUUUCGUCCUUCCAUUUCAGUCGGUAAUUUACCGAGUCUCGCGUUAAGAGGAUUUUCCUCCAGUUUCCAAACAGCACCUGUGUUCCAUUUGAGCAAACAAGCCGAAUUUAUUCCAUUUUUAUCAGGAGGUCCAGGCGACUGGCCGCCGCUCCGUGUCGUGAUUUGGGAUGAAAGCACAGAUGUGUUUUUGUCAAAAGUACUGCAAAGUAAAAUCUCCUGUGAGUCAGAUUAACAUAAUGAAUCAUGAAUCUGAAAAACUGUUUAAAACACUCUAAACUGUUUUUUCUGAGAGUUUGAAACCUGAUCCAGCUCUCCGUCGUUAAUCAUCUUUCUCUUCCUUUUGUCUUACCUGCCUCGUUCUGAAGGUCCAGACACAUUCAUCCUCCUGUCCUCUCCUUCCUCGCUCCUCCUCCUCCUCCUUGAGCUGUGGACUUAACCUGAUUAAACCACUCGUCUCGUGAAAACAUCAUCGUCUUCUUCUAUAGACGGAGACAUGAUUGUUUUAUCAGCUCGAGGCGCUAUAUUUAGAGCGUCUGUUUCCACUUAUUUCUGACUCGAUGGGUAAUUUGCAUUUUUAAUGAACAAUAACAACCCUGAAUAAAUCACACAGGAUCCUCCCUCCCAAAAUAACGUCGACUUCUAUGAGAUAAACCCUCUUGAAAAGCUCAGUGAGAGACUGCAUGAGCAAAUCCUUCAAGGUUCAUACAAAACCGACCAUUACUAGAUUUAGAGAAGUGCAUCUUGGGGGUUGAUGCUCUAACAGGGUUUUAUCAAGAAAGCGGGUAUUCCAGGCGAGGAUUAACUCUCGUUAAUUUCCGUGUCUUCUCUCCCUCCAGGUGUCGAGUGCAUCGUUGUUCUACCUGAACCGAGAAGUCACUGGGAUCCUGUUUUCGGCACCUGCGUCUUCCUCUUCUCCUUCCUCAUCCCCGUGGCCAUCAUCAGCAUCUGCUACAGCCUCAUGGUGAAGCGCCUGCGCAGCGUCCGCAUCCUGUCCGGCUCCAAAGAGAAAGACCGUAACCUGCGGCGCAUCACGAGGAUGGUCCUUGUCGUCGUGGCGGCCUUUGUCGUCUGUUGGACCCCCAUCCAGAUCAUGGUCCUGGCUCAGUCCCUGGGCUUCAACCUGAGCAGCUUGUUCACGCUGGUCCUGAUGCACUUCUGCAUCGCGCUGAGCUACGUCAACAGCAGCUUGAACCCGGUGCUGUACGCCUUCCUGGAUGAGAACUUCAAGCGCUGCUUCCGCGAGUUCUGCCACCCGUCGCCGUUCCGUCUGGACAGACCGGACGGAUCCGGCCGGAUGAGGAGCAUCGCCAGAGAGGUGGCGGCGGCCUACAGCUGUAAGGCCGGGGAUGGCGGAGGACACGGGGGAGGGACGCCUAAUCCCGCAUGACUAGGCGUGGAGCUCCCCUUGGUGGGGGUUGACCCCAGCCAGAGGAGAGAGAACCAAGGGACGGGGAACUCCAACACAGAAUUGACCCAGAUAACCGCCCUCUAGCGGCACGAGCCCCCCCACCCCCCGACUAGAAGACUAGCAUGGGGUGGGGGGGAGGGAGAUGAGGAGGAUGGGAUGGAAAGGAAAAGAAUUUAGGAUUGGACACCGAGGACCUUUGCGAUGGAUGGAGACAGUGCCAAAUGUGGUUUCGAUCAAGGAAUGAGAGGCUCAGAUAAGUCCUGAAACCUGAGCAAGACUUGUGACCUGAAUAGAUCAGGAAACGGAAAAGUCGGUCACAGUAUUUGGUUUGACACAGACUCAGAAACUGGAUUUGCAAACUGAGCCUGGUACCACUCGGUCUAUUGGAGACGCCUGAUUUUCUACUCGGGUGUUAAACAGCAGGAUUUGAGUAUUGAUAGACGGAGCUGCACAUGAGCAAGAAGAAUGACUUUACCAACGCUGGAAGAACGGAUCGGACCAGGAAAGAGAACUGUCUUUACCAGUUGAUGUUUCAGACUAAAACACUUUGUGGUGGAAAUCAGUGGACAAGACCCCCACACUGUAUCCCCACUGAAGACAGUAUGGUGUUUUUAUCGUGGGUCUACAUAAGGGUAUUAUGCUGCAGAGCCCUUAUUAGGACUUCAACAGGCCCACUGAGUGUAUCGUGCUACCUGGGACUACAGUCAUGGAUGUACUAUCUGUAUUAAAGGGAUAUUCCAGCGUAAAAUUAAUUUAGGGUCAAACACACCAUAACACCGAGUUAGACCCCCCCUCCAGAGAUGAAUGUUGUCGACCGCUUGCUUCUCUAGUUAUACCAACUUUAUUAACGACCGCAGGAUAGAAAUACAGAGAGCCACGCCCCCAACCAAAACGCCACUCUAUAGCCACAAAUAAUGCUCAGAACAGCACCUAACUUCAUCAACAGGACAUAUAGGGUCACAGACAUAGUACUAGACACCAAACAUCUUUUAACUUUGCAAAGAGACUAAACACAACUCACCUACUCUCUUCCAGCAGACGCUUGUUAGUAGAGAGACCUCAGGUUUAUGGCUCCUCAGACCGCUGUGUAUUGCUAUCCUGCGGUCAUUACUAAAGAAGCAAGCAGUCGGCAACAUCCAUCUCUCAAAGGGGGUGUCUAAUUCGGUGUUACGGUAUGUUUGACAUUAAAUUCAUCUUACGCGGAAUAUCCCUUUAACGAUAGCUCUAUAGGAAAAGAACAGUGAGCAGCUCCUGACCCAGACCGGGUCGGUCACAUGAAUGUUAUUUCUCUUCGUCCUGAAACAAAUACUCCUGAGAAAUCCAGUCGAAAAUGUAUUUCUUAGAGUUUUGGGGGAUUUUUGAAAACUUUCUAUUGUCACUUGUGUGAAGUUGGAAAUGUGGGGUCUGUGGUUAGAGGCGGGGCUGGCGAAAAGAACCUGAAAAAUCAUCCAAAAGAGAGACCUACAAACGAAACGACUGCCUGUAGACGGGGAGUCAUAUUAACUGUUAAAUUACCUGUAUUCAAUGGUAGAUAACAUAGACUGUUCAGAAGAGGUGGUCCAGGUCACACACGAGUCCUAAGUCUGGUAUUUCAGCCUUUGGUUGCCAAUGACGACCACGUUUGGAAAAGAUUGGUGUCUUUCCAUUUCUGCAUCUCUGUUUUGGUUUAUCUAAUCGUGGACAUCGCUCACUAUCACUGUAGAACUGAAUAAAACUAUCAUCUCACUUAGUAAACGAAUCGAUUCCACACGUCUAAGAGGUAGCGCCCUCCUCAGUUCAGUCUAUGUUAAAUACUUUUUUAUAAAUUUGCUGCAGGGACUUGAAUUUCGCCAUAAACACGGUAUUUUUAAACUGACCUGUGCAAAAUUUAAAAUGUGUUUUAUCUUCUAAGACUCCAAAAAAAUGAAAUUUGGUAACUCGCUGACAAGAUGUACUUUUCAAAACAUCUGUGAUAUCAUCAUUUAUCAUCUUAGGCGCUGUUUUUGUUAGUGACACGCAACAGGAAGUGUCCCGUUUGAGACCAUUUUUGUUUUGGUGUUUUUCCGCCUCUGCAUCUCACAGAUGUUUUGAAAACCUCUUGCGUGCGUCUCGUUGUUCCUGACCGGUUUUAGGGCAUCGGGGGUGAAACUGAUCGGGUUCUUGGAUGAUGUUGGGUUUGGUGGUCAUCUCUGGGUUUUGGUAUUUUGUGGUCAGGGGGUUUUAAAGCGGGCGGGGUUGGGUGGGUGCGUCGUCAGCGACUCACUUUGACUCCCAGCACCACGGUGGCGAAGCAGGAGGAUGGGGUCACGGUGUUCGGACCCCACUCCAAGGGACAAAGGGGCUCUUUCUCUCUCUACUUCGUGUCUUUGAGUGGAAACUGGCCCUAAAACAGAAACACACACCGGGUACACGUCUUUAAGUUGUUGUAAUUUGAGGAGAGGUGGUUCGCCUCUGAUCGUUGUCCAAUUUCACACUUUGAAAUCGUCGGUUUCUCCUUUUUUUAGGACUCUCGGUGGCGUCGGACUGACCGGUCUUUGAGGAUGUGGAUUCUGUUUUAGGGCUGGUGUCUCCUUAUUUAAAAUUUUCGUCUGUAACUUUUUUAUUUUAUUAACUUUAGGAUAGCACUUUGCUGUUUUCAGUCAGUUGUGUUUUGAUUUCUAUCGGUUAAAAGUUUCUUUUGCUGCAGCGAAUCUUUGCAGCUUUUUUAUUUCUCCUUAUGAAAUUUGUCUUCUUUUUGUUUGAGAGAUAAAUUCUAUGAACUUACAUUGCCUUAAAUAUCAAGUAAAGUCUGUUACUGAAGCUCGCUCUCUGGCUGGACAAAACGUGCUCGAGUUUUUAUCGGUGUUUCGCUGUUAGUUUAAACUAGUAAAGACCUGUAUUCAUGAAGCUUCGGAGGACGGGGUCGUCUUUAAAUAAGGGCUAGUUAGCUUCUUAGGGAAGAGGGGGUUGUCCAUCUUCAAUUGGACUUUGUGUAAUAAAGCUUCCGCCUUAAUUCAUACCUUUCUGGUAACCUGGUAACAUAUAAAUAGAUAAAAAAGAAGAUGAAAUUUUCUCUUUAGUUUUCUGUUUCGAAUCUUAAAAACCACCUGAUUGGAUGUGACAUUGGGUUUGAUGGCUGUGAUUGUAGAUCAGAGGGAGUUACUUCAGUAUUUUAACUCAAUAAAAGUUAGGACACUUUGUAAAAUGUUAUUAAAACAUAAACUGAUGGUUUGCAAAUCAUUUAAACUUUAUUUCUGAUACAGGAUUUCAGCUGCUCAAAAGCUCAUGUGUAAGCUAUCCAUGGCGUAGAGUCUUGUGCAUCCCCAGACCAUCAUGGAUGCCGGCUUUUGAACUAAAAAGGAGGGUAGUCCCGCCCUAAUCUAGAGUGGAGGGUGCAGACUUUAUGACUUCCAAAAGAAGUGUCCCCUCUUGGCGUUAGUCCACCCUAAAUGGACUCAGGGUUAGGGUUAGACAUAUGCACCUGGCUCAUGUUGUCCUCUUUGCGUCGUACUGUAUAAUGUCGUUUUUAACUUUGCAUUCUGGGAUGCAGUGAUAGUUUGUGUCUGGAAGGGAUUUACCCGGGAUUUUCGGCAGCGAUUUUCGCCGUCUGCCAAUUCCUACCGGAUCUGUUUGUGAGGCCAAUUUUGUGGUGGAUUACGGACAGCAGGAAUCGCGAGAGCUCACAAGAAUCCAUGGAUUCACUUGCAAUCACAUGAUAACAAGUCGUCUUUAGCCACAGAGGCUAACCAUAUAAGCAGUAGAUUGUGUCCUUCCAGAGGAGGAAAUCUACUUCUAGACUUCUAGAAUCAGCAUCUCCUCAUCCAUGGUGUCAUCGGGGUGAAAUGACGUCUAAAAACCUUUCACUUGUUCGUCUCCGGUCAUUUGAAAUACGAUCCGAAUGUUUUAUUUUGUAUCUGUGCCCGACUUCCUUUCCAGCACGGGUUAAUCUGUGCUGAAUUUAUCUGACGUCCGGAAAAAAUAGAACUCUUGUGAUCAGCUGAGGAGUCCGACAAUCUGCAGAGGAAUGGAAAGAAGCCGGUGGAAAUUGACACGUUAACUCGCGGAUACGAUCUUUUCGUAGCCGUUCCGGAGUCAUAUGUGUUGCUGGCAUUUACUCUAAUCGAAGCAGAUUUUCCCAUCAAAAUAACUGUCAAAAUCUGAUAUGUUGCUUUUGCUUUAACUUUCCACAAAUUUAAGAUUUAAAUGAGCUGCAAACCUUUAAAUAAACAACAUCCCAGCUUUUCCAGGAUCAGGCUUGAAUGAGUUUCAGCGUCAUGAGACCUUUAGUCUUUAUCUCUAAAUUAACUCAUUGCAGAGUAAUUUCCGCUUGAUUGGAGCUUUUACCUCUCCUCGAUGAUGACGUCCGUCUCUCCUGAGGAGGUUUCAUGAACACAGGUCCCUUUUUGUACAACCUAGCAGACGUUGUGUAGGAAAAACGCUGGAGCACCGAGGACUCUGACUCCGACACGACGCGAUUAUAAAGAAGAAGACGCGCUACGACGCAGCUGCGAGGCUCUUUGUGCUUAAAUGUCACCGUUAAUUACCUGAAGACUCGACGAUAUUUUGUAUUACUGUUUGAUGUUUUUUGUAGCACAAACUAAAGAGGGCAAAAUACUUCUGUUUGUCAAACAGAGUGAACUUAAGUAUACUGUCUGUUAGCUCUGUAUAACAUUCUGUUUGAAUAUUACUCUUCUGUAAAAGUAUAAAACAUGGUUCUGAUCAUCAUUUACCGUCUGACCUCUUUCUCUUGUUCUUCUCGAUGUAUAAAUAAGAAGUUAUUCACUAACUGUAACAGUAUGUAUUGUGACCUCCUGAAUGCAGGGAGGCUAUUUUCAUUCGUUUACAUUUUACAGACCACAUGAAUGUCAAAUGAAAACCUGUUGAGAAUCCAAAUCUGAUAAGAAAAAGCAUACGAUGUCGGUGUUGUUGCUAUAAAGAAAAACAGUGUCGCCUUUGUGUUUUAUUUUGCUGUUUUGCGGGGGGGUCGGGACUGUCUGGUAUGUAUUUAUGUAAUACUUGUGGACUGCAUUAUGCUCACAGUCACAGUCAUGGAAUCAAACAGCUCUCAGGGUGCCAAAAGUUAAGAAAUAAGACCACAAAUCUGCUCCCGGAUCGGGUUGUGGUGCGUGUUUUUAAAGGAGUAGUUUCACUUUUUUGGGGUAAUCGAGAGCCUUACUCUUAAACGUAUUUGUAAUUCUAGGUCGGGGGAAAUCGGGACUGUUUGUAUCACGUGACUUUGCCUGUAGCGACGUAAAUGACGUGUUCUUGUUCUGCAGCCCGCUGCAGACUGAACUACCAUGCUAGCUGGCUUGUUGUCGAUGCAUAGAGACUUUUUGCUGAAGCUUGAAUUGAAAAUUGUAUAUUUUUCUCUGCUUAUGAAAAUGAACAAAUAAAUCAUGGCUAUGUAUAAGUA